Xyrichtys novacula (pearly razorfish) is the source of this 70783-nucleotide messenger RNA. The record is from the annotation of a GenBank genome assembly. NCBI's taxonomy places the organism in Eukaryota, Metazoa, Chordata, Actinopteri, Labriformes, Labridae.
AUGUUGGUGUUUCAGGCAGUGCUGCGGAGAGCAUCACUGGACAUUACCCCCUUCACCUCCUGUCCAGGUAGGUUCAUGAAUAGACCAUUUAAAGCUGCAUGAGGUGUUAUUGGUCAGCUGAGAGCCUGCGGUCUGCUCAGGUGCUCAUUCUGUUAAUAAUUAAAAUGUUUCACUGAGGCAAACAGGCAAAUCAGUACAGAUAUGCUGCUAUGGAGGGUAAGAUGCAUGUAUACUACAUCAGUUGUUGGAGUCAGAGCUGUAUUAAGUCUGUAAAGAAUAGCUGUAGUGUAAAAUAUGUUUGCUGUUGAUAUUCACCGAUGGAUACAAGGCCUAACAGAAAUCACCUAAUGUCUCGACUCUUGUUUCUGUUUUGCAGAUCUUAGAGAUGGGGCUGCAGUGGCACCAAGGACAAGGUAGGAUGGAUUUUUCCUUUACUGAAAAUAAGAGGCCUGUAAUAACUGGAUGACUUCUUCUGCUACUUGUGAAGUUUGAUAGAAAAGGAGAAAUUCCAGUUUUUAAAAACAUCAACAAACACUCAAUCAGAAGUUAAUCGAUUAAUCAAUAGGAAGUGAUUUGGAGCCCAGGCAGUGACCCCCCCUUCAGAGUCAUCAUGUCUGUUUUUAAUGCAGUGAGUGAGUGUUGAGAUCCUUGAAGAUCAUAGAAAUCUUUUAGUGGUUUUUCACCUUGUCCCUUUUAAGAAGAGAUUUUAUCGGAUUUUCUGAAUCUUGUAAUGACAUUUUUCUCGAUAGAUGAUGAAAUCCCAAAAUUCUUUGCACGUAUGCAUUAGGGCACAUUUUUCUGGAGUUGCUGAACUAUUUGCUCACGCCGUCUCUAAAAGUGGUGAAAUUCUUACUCUCUGUUAUUGUGAGAGCUUCUCUUCAGGGCUGUUUUCAUGCUUCAUAUUAUUAGUAGCCUGUUGCAAAUUCACCUAAUUAAUUGAUAGAUGUUCCUCGGGAGUUUUUGAAGGAUCAUCUAUCAAGGUGUAUAUAUUUUGAUUCAACUGUGAAUUUGUAUGUUCCAACAUUUCACGUUGUCUUUGCACUUUUUUCAAUAGAAUACAGACUUGACGUAUCAGCAAAAUGGAAGCCAAUAGUGAUGCAUCACUUUGACAUUAAUAAGGCUGUGUUUAUGUUAUUUGCAUUGCUGGUUUAUGGCUAGGCACUUUUUUUCAACUGCUAAAUCUUACAUGUCAAGGCCAGUAUCUGGACAGAAAGAAUUCAUAAAAUUGAUGUUAUGGAAAGACUUUCUAAAGGAAAGAUUUUAGACCAAAUGGACUCAGUGUGUUAAACCUUCAAGGCCAGACUUGGUCUGCUUUAUCAGAAUAGAUAAGUGAGAAUUUAAUGCAAGUUCCCCCUAUUAUCUAGCCCCCUUUUAACUAAUUUGAACAAGUGUAACUCUAACUUAAAGAGAAAAUAUCUGGAAGACUUUAAUUGCAAAAAAGAUUAAUCAAGUGGGCAGCAUUCAUUUUUUUACUAUUUCUUGGUUAAAAUGUGAAUGAAUGCAUGCAAGGUUAUAACAACACAUGUUUGAUAUAUAUUAGAAACACUAUAUUAUCAUAUAGUAGUAUAAAUGUGAAAUGUGUAGUACUGACUGUAUGAGAAUAAAGAUAAUAGUAAUGUUGAUAGAAAAAACAUUUUUCAGUAUUGUUCAUGCUAAGGCCAGAGAUACAUAUACACUCACAAAUGACAAAAAGUUAAACUGAAUCGACUGCAUACAAACAAGCCCCCUUUUGCCAAAUCUAGCCUCAAAUCUACAAACGUGAUAUAUUUAACUGUAACCUGUGCAAAACGAACAGAACAUACAAGUUUGUGUUGGUAUGGUAACCAGCAGUAAUUUUAAAAUUCUACAUCGCACAUACAGUAUGUAGAAUUAAAAUUUUGUCUGUAUGGUUUGGAUGUUGUUUAAUGACUGAGCAUCAAAUUCAGUGCUCAAAGAAACUAGAGAAAUAACAAUUUCACCUUUUAUGACUUGAGUUCUGCACAAACCUAAAGAGAGGCACUUUUCAAUGAAACUCUAAGUUAUAAUUUUCAGGUAUGUCAGAAUUAUGCCACAGGUUUGAAAAAUCAUUAAAAGUUUAAGAAAAUAACUCAUAAACUGAAGGUGAUCGUUUCACUAUCUCACAGCUUUGUUUGAAGCUCUUACAAGGAGUAUUUUUAUGUUUAUAAAAUAGACUGAAAAUCAUAUUAAUGCUUUUACAAGAUGUCCGAUGGCAAAUAAGACCAUCAGUGACAAGAGUUUAGACCAUCAGUGUGAGGGGGUAGGUGUCAGCCAUGCAGCUGAUGAAGCAGCCCUGUUUUUACAGUCUAUUGAUAUAUUCUCAUUGAACUGAAGAUUUGACUUAAAACAGUCAGCAGGAUGUCAAAAUCAAUGCCAGAGCAUGUUCAGGACAAGGUUGUUUUGUCCAUAGAUGGCGCCAAAAUUAACACAGACCAAAGUUUCUCACAGGAGCUCUAGAUGGUUUAGAGUAAUGAAUUGGAUUGGUUAUUUUGAUGAUGAUGAUGAUGUUCCAGUUAGUUUUUUGUUUUGUGAGUCAUGCAGCUGCACUGCUAAACUUAGGAGGUUGUUGUGUAAAAAGACUUUGUGUCUGGUUAUGUGAGGCUUUGGUCAUUCAGGGUGAGAACAAGGGCACUGUGCUUUUGGUCUGGCUUGUGGCGAGUGGAGGUUUACUGCAAAGCCUCUUUAUAUCCCCUUAAAAGGGAUUAUAGUUCAGAGUUUUUUCCCUCCCCACAGACUUACCAAAGGGUUUACCAAGUGGAGUUCCCGCAAGGCAUUUACCGCAGAGGGUGGGAUUGUGUGAGUUUGAUGGAAGCAGAAAAUUAGAUUACUCACUCUCACUUUGCUCUGUUUCUGGUGUCAAAGACGAUCCUUGUGCAGCAGCUGUUCACGCCGUACAAAGCUGGUACCACCUCCAACCAUCACUGAGACUUGAAAUUCUGUUACUGCACAUUGAAGGGUUAUCUAAAUUUACUGCGAACACUAAGCAACACGUAACCACUAAAAAAAUACCUCCGUUUUUCACACAAAACCUGAUGUUUUUGCUAAAAUUAGUGGAUCUUUUCUAGAAAACAAUUUUGUGUCACAAAGACUCACUGACCUGCAUUUAGUGCAUUUAGUGCACUCAGUACAAUGUCCCUUUUAAUGUAUGCUGACACAGGCUGGUAAACAAAGGGUAACCUGAGUGUCUCCAUCUAUGUCCAUUGGUGUCUUGUUGGAGCAGCUGCGAUGAUGUGUCUCCUUUUCUUUAAAAACCUCAUUUUCUAUUUGCUUUGUGAUAAUACAGACAUAAAUAUCUCUGACAGCAGCUCUGUUGUCGAUGGAAAAUUUAAACUGGAUUUACAAGUAUCUUUAACCCAGUCAAACAGAGAUUGAAGCGUUUGUUCUUGAAGACUUUUAAGUGUCCUUACCAAGCAGCUAUAAACACAUCAAAUCCAGGUAUGGUGAGUCUUUUUUAGAUCAUUUUCAGUGGUAUGGAGUGGGACAGCCAUCCUUUAUUCUCCAAUAUGACCAAACAAGAAUCAGAAAAGAAGCUUUAUUAGGAAGAUAAUUCUAACUUUUUUAACAUGAGUAUGCCUUUUUCUUAAAAUGUGCUAAUCCUCUUGCAUCCUCUCAGUUAUACUGUCUGCUGACCCCUAUACCAAGUCCGAAAUGUUUCUGCCUUUUAAAAAAAAAUCUAUAUUAUUUACAAAAGACCUUUUGGCAGACCCCUGGCAAUUUUUGAAAAGUCAGAGUAUUAGGGUUACUAAUGCUGAAAAGACAUCUUAUUCUUGCUUGUUUGUGAAGUUAAAAUGAAUUUCAGGUAAACCCCUCUUGGUGAUUUGCUCCCCAGUACACAUCUUUGACUGUAAACUGAUGAAGUGGUUCAUUUUGGGAAGACUAUAAGUUUUGGAAAACCAGCAGCCAAAUAAGUUGAAAUAUCAGAGCUCUUUUGGAACAUCAUCUGCUGGUGCUACAGCUCUCUAAUGCAGGUGUGACUGUUGAGACUUUAUGAGAUCCCCUGGGCUUAAGACUCACGGCAACAGCAACAUCAGUGCCAACGCAUUGUAUUAAAUUUGGAAAAUCAUCCUGUUUAUAGUCACUUUGACUUGGGUGUGUUCUAUUGUCACUGGUACAUCAAGAAAAGCCAGACCCAGGAUCUAUUACAAACCCCUAUGAUGAGUCUACCUCUGGAUCUUAUCUAACAGAUUUGCUUAAUUUGAAUUCUUGCCCCUCAACAUACCUGCUAAAGCUUGUACUGGCUCUCUUAACAUGCACACAUGCUGCUUACUUACAUUGUCAUCCCUGGAAUAUAAGAAACUGGGAUAACUGAAGCACAAACAGUUGGGCCAGUAACAGACAGAGGGAGGCAGCCUGCAGUCAUGUGACUUAGCAACUAUUGUGAACUUCCUGGUAACCCGGGUACAACCUGAGAUGCCUCAUAUCAGCCUCCAUUAUGAGUGGAUACAUCUGCCACCUGAUUACUUAACACGGCUGCAGAUCAGGUUGCAGAUGACUGGUGAAUUAUUAAUCCCAUUAGAUUAGCAUGAAUUAGUGCGGAGCGUUUUGCUCUGAAGGAGAGAGGAACACUUUCACAGAAACAAACAGGUACGGAUGAAUUUUGCCUUUUUGAUCCAAGCUUUGUUGAUACUUGAAAACUCAUUUUGAAUAAUUAAUUUAUGCAAAGCAAUUUAUCUAAUUAGUUCUCUGUGUGUGACUGUGAGAGGCUUUUUAUGUCCCCUUACAGUUCAUUUUCUGACAGGAGAUUAUUUCUUUUGUAUUACUUAAAACUGAUAAACUGAUAUUAAGUUUCCUCUGACUUCAGUUUUUGAAAGCAAGCUGUUGCAGAUAAGUUUACUGGGUACUGGAUAUGAAUCCUUUUUAUGUUUAAAGUCCCAUUUAAUCUUCUGCUGCAAAUCUUUGUUAAAUUGCAUAAAUAUUUUAGAGAUGAUUUCUCAUGCAGCAGGUAGUUUUGUACAAAAGGUUGUCUGGAAAUAUGAUAUGUCUGUUGAAAAACUGUAUAUAAAGGCACAGUAUCUUGUCAACAGGUGACUGAUAAUGUUUCAAAAGCACAGUAUGGGACAGGUCAGACAUAUCGCAAAACAACCACAGUGCAAAUAGCGAGCAAGUAGGCUGUUUAAUGAAUAUGGCAGGUGUGUGCCGCAGUAUUUGCUGGCAGGUUAACAUGGGUGAUUAGCUUUACACAGCCAGUGAUGGAUUGUUAGACAUGAUAAAAUCAUACAUCUAGGCAAGGGUAUGUGGGCACUGACUUGUGCAGGGUGUCAUAAAGUUAAGGUCUCUCAAGGAGUUAAAAGGGUUUCGGCUGUCUUCCUGCAUGACAGUUUCCUCUGGGUUCAACAAAGUCUGCACAGUGUAUUUGCAUUAUCUGUUUCGGCUUUUUGGAGUUUCAGCCUAUGGAAAUUUCAACAACGUAAGAUAAGGACACCGUCCACUACCUGGUAACUCUUCUGUAACAGAGUUUUUUUUGUUUUUUUUUUACCAUGACUCACUGAUAACAAGUGCUUGACCGGUGCAUGUAGCUUUCUUAUCUAUGGCAUGCUUUUUACUGUGGAGAAGCUGCUUGUUUCUUGGGGUGCCAUCAUCUGGGUAAACACGAUAAAAUAGUUCUCUCUGUGUUCAAUACCAGAGGCCUAUGUCUGUCGCAUGCAGGAUGCAGCAAAAUUUACUGAAUGAAAAAAAAGUUUUUUUUAAGUGUGUCAUGCACUCUGAGUUUAAAGGUAUGUCUAAAGUCACUAUGUUCGGAUGUAUCAAAAGAAAAUGCAUCAUACUGAAAUGCAAAUAAAGCUUCUAGCAGACUGUACUGACACAGUCACAUUUUUUUUUCCCCCUUAGACUACAUCUGAAUAAAGUGGUAUCAUCUUACAUUCAGGCUUUAGGUAUAGUAUUAAGUGGAGCCAGCUGUGCAGUAUUCAACAUAAUAUUGUGUUUAUGAUAUAAGCUUUAAAAACUGAACAGCAUGACACUGUGACUAACUUCAAAAUCCACUCAUUUGUGAGACCGACAGCUUUCUGGUGAUCAACUCUGUGUGUUUCUGUGACACCCAGAGGCUUUUGUACCAGAGAGAAAACUUCAGUGUAUUUUCGGACAAUCCAGAGUAAAAAUCUGAGAUAAUGUGGAAUUUCUGCUUUUAGGCUAUGUCUGUGAUCAGCUGAUAUGUGAGGGCCAGAGCAGCCUGAGACACACUCAGCUCAAAUUAUUGAAAUCCAAAAUAUAGAACUGUUCUGAUGGAUUCUUCUUAGUCAGCUUAUUCUAGUGUUGUCAGAUCUAAGCUCUUUCUGCAUACUACUACUUUAGCGCUUCAUUUUAACACUUGACCAUUUUGUAUUUCAUUCGUCUGCAAAAAUUUCUCUUCAAAAUAAUUCAAACAUUAUUCUAUUCCAAAGUUUAAAAACAACUUACCUUGUUUUCAUAAAUGUGCCAGUUUUAUUUUUAUAGUUUUUAUUGCAACUGCUGAUUUGGUCCUCAAAGUCUAUUCCUAGAAAUUAACUUUGAAAAUGGGGCUGUCUUACUAUCAGGGUCCUCUAAUAGUCAGGUCAGUACAAUAACUCAUACCUCUGAUAAGUCUAAAAGCCAGUAAAAAUUAAGCAUUUGGGGAUGGGACCAGGGGUGGCCAAUCUGAUAUUAAGGGUGUCAGUGAUAUUUCUGCUUCUCUUGGACACUCCCCUGCAUCUCAGUAGGUGUUUUAGUGGCUAUCUUGUGUAAGUAUUGUGUAACUGUGUUAUAAAAACACACAUAUACUAAAGGUGCUUUAGCUGGUGCCCCUACCAUGUUUCCCCGAAGGACACAGUGAAGGAUAUCAGUCUGAUCUCAGUGCUUCAUAUUACAGCGUCCCCUCACAAAAGCAGUACAUCUAUCUAUUAUCUUUGCUAACACGUAACCUGCAUACACAACAAUUCAUAAAUCUGGUUCGCAUGCACCAAAAGGUUAAACAUCAUUCAUGUUUUCUCACAUCAGUUUUCUGAUCCCCUCCUGGAUAACGUCCCUCCCUCAGGGUCACUCACCCUCUCCAAUGCAUAACACAUUUAUGACGAGUGGAGCCGUCAUGAGAUCACACACAAACACUCCCCUCUAUCAUUGUUUAUCUGGAAUAUGCGGCAUUCUUUCUUCUCAAAAAAAACAGGACACAUUGUAUCCCCAUAUAUCAUGCUAUUCUGCCUCAGCCACCUUGACACUCCAUGGUUUGCAUCAUUGGUCAUAUUUUCAGCAUUUGAAGACUUAUAGGGUUUUUAGACCACUGUUGAUCAUAAGUCCUUUCAAUCGCCUUAUAAAUGCAAAUCACUUUAUAACACUCCUUACAUUAUGAUCAGUUUGUUAGAAGGUGUCAUGUGGGUUCACUUCUCAUUCAGGACAGCACUUGUCAAGUUAAUCUCUGUCCAAUCCAAUUGAUCCUGAGGAGAUUGCACUUCUUAGCGGCUGUGGCAAGGUCCCCGUGGAGAGGGCUUAUUCAGUAUCUGUGUGAAACGGCACUUGUUGCCCAUCCUCUUGAGGGAGCGAUUGCUGUAGCUAUUGGAGCCGGUGUAUUAUGAUCACAAGAGACUCUUUAGUUGUAUUUUUUCCCAGCCCCGAUGAAUCAGAAGAAAAUAACACUUGCUAUGUAAGUAGAGUGCUGUCGUCUCCACCUCCAGCUGUCUGCGCUGCUUUUUUGCUUUGAUUUCUUCAGUGUUAAACCUGUUAAGUGGUUCCCUUGGCACUUAUAGGCAUUUCACUGGGCUGAAUGGAAGGGCCUGUGGGAAUUAAUGUACUGCUCUGUGCUGUACAUGCACAUUUCCACAUGGGUCUCUUUUAAUUACCUGCUUCUUUAUGGUGGUAACUAAUUUCCCUGUAAUGUGUGAUCUGUUGUUGGGCUCAACAUGUUUAUUUCAUUUAAACCAUUUAGAACAUUUUCUCACUUACUGUUUAACUUCUAUCUACAGAGGUAACUUCAUUAAGACAUAUUUUCAUUGACUGGUUUUAAUCUCAGUAUUAAAACAUUUCAAUUUUUGUGUUUUUCUUUCAGGAGGUCAUUAUAUGGACUGUAUCCCUACAAGUCCAGCAUGAUUGGGAUGGAAAACUUAGAUGACCCAUCAGAUAACUGGGAUAUAGUGGAGACCAUCGGUAAAGGAACAUACGGCAAAGUCUACAGAGUGACCAACAAAAAGGACGGGAGUCAGGCUGCAGUGAAAGUGCUGGACCCGAUCAAUGUAAGUCACUGCAAAAGUUCAAGACCCCUACAUGGUACCUAAUUUGUUUUUCCAUGAGUAAUAGAAACCAUACAUGUCUGAUACAAUAUUUGUUUAUCGUACUGAUAGAUGUACAGAAAAAUACUGCCGCUGUGUUGACUUGUGAAGAGAUACUAUAGAUAACAAACAGCAGUAUCUCAUACUUUGCUCGACAGCUUGAUAACUAUAAUUUUAAAACUUCAAAAGCUAAUCUAACUUCAAUUGUGAAGGACCUGGCCCCAUUUUCUGCUAAAUUAACACAGUAAUUCCCAACUUUUUUGGCCUUUCACCCCAUAACUGGAGACUAAACCUCCUUCUUAUCUAUCAACAAGAGUUUGGGUGGUUUAGUUUUUGUCCAUGUUAAGAUAAUGGAUGAUAGAUUUUUAAGUUUUCAAGGCUAAAAAAUAAAAAAAAUGUAUAAAAAAACCCAUCAAGAAAUAUCCCUUGAACAAAGUGCAAAAAUAAGAAGUAGAUUCAAAUGUACAAUAACGUAAAGGCAGUAUUUGUAGCCAUGCUAGCUGCAUGGUAGUAAUGUCUAAUCCAUCAUUUAUGUCAAAAUAUGUCCAUUGCUUGAUGAGUUUUUAUGAAAUUUGAAACAGGUAUCAAAAACGCUUAAAGUAAACUUUGCAUUUUGUGCUUCACUCCAGAUAUUAGCAUCCUAAAAUGAUGAGCACAAGUAAGAUUUUACUUUAGUGGAGUUUUUAUCUUUAAAGCAACAUAGUGUAUAAAUAUUGUAUCACAGUUGUCUAUUCUCUAUCACAUUCAAAAUGUAAUGUUUUAACUCAAUACAUUUGCCAGCAGCCUCUUAAUAUAAACUUUAACAGUUAGUAAGCUGUAAAAAUAUUUACUGUUUUGGUGGCUUAGCGAUAUAUAUUUCUAACACUAACAUGUAUGUGUCUACCUGCACAGCAAGUUUCACUUUGUUUGUGAUGGAGGUGAAAUACCUCAGUGUCCGUCAUUUCUUAAACACAAAAACUCAUCAUACUGUGACAGGAAAAGAAAAUCAAACCCUGAACCCUUUGUUUUUUUCUUUAUAAUUAUGUGACUUGUCUCAGCAUACGAGCCAUACAAACAGAGUAAGUUGCCCAUACUUUUUCCUCUUCUACAUCUUCAUGCAGUUGUUUGCUCUAGUGAAAUAUUUCAACGUCUCCCCUCUUCAUUUAUUUCCUGUCAUGUUGAGUCGAACAAACCCUUUUGGAAAUAUGUAGCUCCUGUAUUGGCUUUUUUUCUCUCAGUGCAUUUGUUCAUUUGUCUGUCUGAUAAGGACACAGUAGACUCUACAUUGGCAUCGUAUUGCACUAGCAAGGCUUGGUCUGAAGCUGCCUGCGAUUGUGUCAAUGGAACAAUCCCCAUCCUGGCACUGCUAUCCACCAUGAUGCUUCCCUGAUGGCCAGGAAGAUGAAGCUGCCUCCUCUCUCAUCCUUCUCCCUGAUUAGACUGCUGACACUAUCACUCAGACAUCCAGGAAGAGAAAUUUUGCCUCUCUGACUGCAGCUCUUUCUUUCCCCUGAGAUUUACUUUGAUAGAAAAGCACUUCCAGAAAUAGUUUAGCACCCUGGCUGUCCCUUCCUUUGUUACAGAGUUUAUAACCCUGUCUUCGGGAGUCUAAUUAUAGCCGACCUAUUGCUCGGUUUUAUGCUGGAGUUUGAAUUAAAACACAACGUGAAAUAUUAAGGCAUAAAUAUGACUUUUAUUAUAUCGCACUAGUUUGUGCCCUCCACUGGCACAGCUACAUGUCCUAUUCACUUACUUGCAUUGGUUGUCUUUUUGAAGGAUGUGGAUGAGGAGAUCGAGGCCGAGUACAACAUCUUGAGGUCCCUGUCAAAUCAUCCAAAUGUAGUUAAGUUUUACGGCAUGUUCUACAAAUCAGACAACUUAUCAGGAGGACAGCUAUGGCUGGUGCUUGAGGUGAGCCUCUUUUGUCUUUGUAUUUGUGGAGUCUUGAAAUAUGAUUUACUGUUUUUCUUUUCUUCCUAGAGGCAUAUUUUCUCGCAUCCUAGACUCUGGAGUUUCAGAGUGAGCUACAAGUCAGUUUAAAUACUCUGCUUUGACAACAGUCCAACAUUACAGGGAAUGCUCUUAUUUAAGGUCUCACAAAAAUAUGAGUAACACAACCCAGCUCAGUUAACAUAGGGAAUAGAAACAGCUCAUUUUAUCCACUAAAACCCUUUCAUUUUAGUAUUUACAUGUAUUUUGUGUAGCCUUUCUUUACUUUCUGUUGUCUACACCAAGCUAAUUAUAUUUCUGCUUUUGAUGGUAAAUUUCGUCUCCUCCCACAACACUGAAGUUAGUAUUUAUUGUGUUUAAUCAUUAAAAGGUCCUGAUCUGAAGCUGCUAUGCUAAUACUUCUAGAUCUAGACUAGACUAUUCUAAAUCGACUCCUUAAAACACAUUUUUUGAUUUGUAAAUAAAUCAUUCUACUUGUGUUUAUGCAAGAAAGUGGAGGUUUCACUGCUUUUUUCACCUUAAGACCACAAAGACCAGGUUCUGAUCCAAAACCCCUGUUACCUCAGCUCUUAGAUGUUGAAUAGAUUAUCCUUGAUAGAAUAGAUUAGCAUUAAAACACAGUUUCAGAUCAGUGAAGUGCAAGAAACGGGCUGCUUCUUCACAUCCAGACCACAUGAGAUGAGAUCCCGACUCAGGACCACAAUACUUUGUAACACUUUAACAUGUGGAGUGAGGGUUUCACAUAUCCUAAACUGUGAAGUCAAUAGAUUCUCUUGGACAGUCUAAUCCAUAUCUGACAAAUCUUGGUGUUUUUGGAUCAGGACCUUUGUUUCAUAACCAUGCCUGAAACAGACAAAACGGAAGCUCCUUAAUUCAACGCUUACUUUAGCUGGAAAAACAAAGAGUAUUUUUGCUAAAAUGACAAUGGCAACCUAUUUUGCUGGCGUAUUGUCAAUCAUUUGAAAAGUCCUAGAUUAAUCCUUAUAGUUAGCGUGGUGUUGUGGGUAUUUAUAAUAGCUUUAAAACAGGGAGUAAUCUACCCGCAAAGCUAGCACAGCACUGAGAUGGCUGUAUCUACAUGUCAGUCUUGUUUCAGAGACUGGCUGCCUCUCUGUAACUUUGGCAAGGUGUUAUUAGAUGAGAAGGUAGAGUUUCAUUUCUCCAUUUUAGUUUAUUUCUUUGACUGGUGUAGAAACAUAUGAAUGAUAAUACUGUCAGUAUUAUGGUGUCAAACUCAAAGCACCUCAGGUAGAUCAGGUAGGUCAAUACCUCCCUCUAGAUCAAAAUCAAACAAGGUAAAAGAAAUGAUGGUGCAGGCGUGUGAAGAGGACGAAAAGAGAAAAGCUUUUAUCAGACCUGCAGAAUAAAUUCAGGGUGUUUUGCUGAGAACAAGUGUUUUGCUUGUCUCAGAAUUCAGCAGUUUGUGUGCAUGAGGCCAAAAAUGUUCAAAGCUCCUUCUGAUGCUUAAGUAGCAUGAAAGUGGGUCUCGAGAGUGUUAGGCAAACCACCUACAUAAAUGUUGAUGUUAUUGCUAUCAUGUGGGAUUCUGCAUUGCUUCCUCUUGCUUGUGUGUUUGUGUGGGCUUGCUUUCCACAUGAAUCAUAAUCUUGUGUGGUGAGUGAUGGACGAGUCACUCCAGUUUCUCUGUCUCCCACCCAGCUGUGCAACGGCGGCUCUGUCACAGAGCUCAUCAAAGGCCUGCUCAUCCGAGGCCAGCGUCUGCAGGAGCCCGUUAUCUCAUACAUCUUAUGCAGUGCCCUCUUGGUAAGACGGCCCGCUGCAAAGCUGCUAAUGUUAGAGGGGGAGGUGGGAUGCAAACACGCAGAGAGCGUGCUGAGGAUUUAUUUUCAGCAGGGUGGGUUGUGUCAGGCGGUAAUGAAUGUCUCUCGCUGAACAGCUGUGGGAGUUCAUUUCUGUAGACUGUACAGCUCAACUCUGACUGCAAUCUAUUCUUAUUUAUUCUUAUGACAAAUGAGAAAUAUUGAGAUUGAGAUUCAUUCUGACCACUUUGUGUUUUGUUGUCCUCUAACUUUAAAGGGUCUUCAGCAUUUGCACAACAACCGGAUUAUCCAUCGUGAUGUCAAAGGCAACAACAUCCUUCUGACAACUGAGGGAGGAGUCAAACUGGUUGACUUUGGUAAUAAUCUCUGAAAGAAGCUAUUUAACUUAUUCAAGGAUUUAAUAAACACAUGCAUUAAGGCCUGAUAAUCAUCUCUCAGUUUUAGUAAAGCGCAUUGCUUGGUAAAUUUGUUUUAUUUGACUUAUUUCAGGGAAGUGUCAGCAGCACACUCCCGCAGAACUGAUUGUGAGAGCGAACACAAGCACAAGAUAAACCAUUUUACGUGCUCCAACACUGUAGUCCUACACUCACCACAACAUCUUUUUAUUUCAUGGACCGUAGCCUUAACCCGAGGCUAUUAUUGCUCAUUUAAAUUGCGUUAUUUGAUCCUUUGCAUAUUAAAAGAAAGCUGUUAUGGCAAAUGACUUGGAGUCACCCCUAGGCAUGUUUAUGUCCUUUGUGUCAUGGAGAUGAAGUGGACUCAUGCUGAUAAAAAUCUGUCCUACAUAAUUUCAAAUGAUUAUAGCCCAUUAUUAUUACGGCUUGGCAGGUUGCCACACUACAUUAUAUGCUAGGUAUUUAUUGGUAGACUCUUUUAUAAAUUCUAUUUUUAUUCUUAUCAAAUUCAGACAAAUAAAAACUAAUCUUACUUAUGAAUUACAAGAUAUUAUUGAAUGUUAUUUUCAUAUUUUUAAGGUGUUUCAGCUCAACUCACCAGUGCACGGCUGCGGAGGAAUACAUCAGUUGGGACUCCGUUUUGGAUGGCACCUGAGGUCAGAGACUGUGCUGAAGUUACCACAAAUUUCCCACUUUAAUGGCCUCAUGUUUGAGUGUUUAAUGUGACAGUUUAUAAAUGUCAAAUGUGUUAAAUGUGCCACAGAGAAAUAAGGAGAGAGGCUCAGUUAUUCCUGUGUGACUCCCCCUUUUGUGAUUGUGUAUUCCCCUCCACGGGUGCCGCUCUGGAGGUCUCCUCAAGGUUAAUAGCUGGGAGUCUGAGGCCCCAACCGCUUACUCUUUGGCAGAAAUGAGGUGCAGUGAUUGGGCCGGUAGGGAGGGACCUCAGGGGCAAUUAGAAUAAACUCAGCUGUAAAAUGUGGUGUCAGUUAUAAUUAUUAACUGUGGAAAUGGGAGACUCACACCACUGGCAACUGAGGCAACCCACAUUUCAGUGUUUAAAUGGCCCAUAAAAGAGAUCUGUGUGUAACUCAGAUUUAAGGCUGAAAGAAAGCAAGCGCUAUAAUUAGGACGUAAAAUAUAGUUUAUGAUCAUUUUGGACCAAAUACCCUUAACAUACAGUAUACAGACAUAUAAAUGUAUGAAAACAGUACACUGCAUAUAAACAUAUAUAUACUUAAAUAAAUAUAAUUUUCAUACACACACAAACACACACUCACGUACAAAGAGAUUGGACAACUGAAGAGAGGCAGGAAAUGUAAAGAGGAGAGAUGGGUAAGAUAUGCAAUAGAGUCAUUGCUGGGAUCAAACCAGCAACCACAGCACAGCAAUAAGGGCUACAACCUCUAUAUGUAAAACGCUUACAUCGCUAGGUCACAGGUGCCCUGAUAUAUAAUUUCUUGCAGUUGUCAUUUAAAAAUGUGCUUGGUUCUUGAAAACUUGACCUUAGGUUCAGGAAAGGUCAUGUUCAAGUCACUUUACUGGCUGAUUUGUGUGUAAAAAAAAAACUGAAUCAUCAUGAAUCUGAAUAACAAUCUAAAUGAGUUCUCCAUAAGGUUAACACUGUGUUGUGUCACCAGGUCAUUGCCUGUGAACAGCAGUAUGACUACUCAUACGACGCCCGUUGUGAUGUGUGGUCACUUGGCAUCACAGCCAUCGAGCUGGCAGAUGGAGAUCCCCCGCUGGCUGAGAUGCAUCCGGUUAAAGCUCUCUUCAAGAUCCCACGGUGAGUCCACUAGAGGGCACUCCUACCACACAGCUGGGGGCUGCACUCACAAGGAAACACAGAUGAUGAUUCCCAUUAUGUUAGGGAAACAAAGGCAAACUGAAUUUGUCAGCAGAGGGUAAAAAUACCAACAAUGGAUUUCCUUGUAAAUUAAUAUUUUUUCAGGACAUGAAAUUUUUGAAGAGUGCAGUGAAAUUUCUGGUUUGAUUUAAGUGUUGAGUCAUUCUUGUGUUUUCAGUCUGAAAGGUUGAUCAAUCUUUUAAUCACCAAAAAAUCUGUUUGGCCUUGAAAUUAAUGCAGUGAUUCAAUCUGUAAAAAUAUUCACUGCUGGAGACAGUGCGUGUAUGUCUAAUGAUCAUUUGAGAGCUUAGUGGCUACACAGGGUUGACCUUUUGUUAUCGGCACAAUCACGCAAUUAUCUCUCAGUUAGGUGGAGAUAUGCCCUUCUGAUUGCAAUUUGCAUUGGUGAUUAGCUCCAUUCACAUUGAGAUGAGGCUGUCACCUCCUCCCCGUCACAAUGUUAUCUCCUCCCUGCCAAGGCAGAGGAGGAGGAACACGGAUGGCAGGAAUUAUGGAGCUAACGCAGCAUUUCAUCUGCACCAAAUUCAAACAGAAUUUAAAAUAAUUACAGGAGCGAGGCCAGAGUGCAAAAAUGAAUGCCACUAAUGUAGAGUGAGAUUUCACCCUGAAAUGCACUUUAUAACACGUCACCUUUCAGGUGGAGUAGAUGAGGCUAAAAGAUAGUCUGUUUGGUACAUUUAUAGAAGAGCAGCGUCAGACUACAAGAGUGGUUUCUGUCAAGUAGAGAGCACUUUACCUUAACAAAUAGCAGCCAUAAUAACAGAGGGCAUAUGCAUUUCUCUUAUCAAUGUCCAACCUUAUUUUAAUGGAGCUAAAAUCUCAGACUAUUUGUUUCUAACUGACAUUCCUCGAUCUCUUUUCCAAUCAAAAUCCAUAUUUCCCCUUUUGCUGGAAGUUAGGACUUGAAAAGCUCACGGUUGAAUCAAAGCAAAUGUGCUGAACCAUGAAAUGAUUCUGUUAACAUGUAAUUUAUCUCAAAUAUAUUUUCCCACCGCUGCUGUUUGGCAGGCAAAAAUCACCGGCAAAUGUGUAAUAAAUUAUGACUACAGAAUGAAUGAUUUCCCAAAUAGGGAAAUGUGUUUCACCUUUUGGUGUUUAGUGGCAGCAAAGGUGAUUCAUGAUGAAAUCAAAGAGAUUCAUCGUUGCAGGUUUCCAUGAUCACAAUGCUCAUGAUUUUUUUUUUUCUAUUUAACACCUCACAUACCACAAAAGCAGACACGCUUUUUCUGAGGGAUUGUCCUUGGGUUUUAUACGUUCUCUGAGACAAAUGCAAGCACUAAAACAUGCAAUAAGCAUUUUGAUCAUCCUGAUAUUUUACAGGUGCAUGCGUUAAUGUGUUUCCAAGCUAAAGGGUUCACUGUCAUGUUGUUAAUCUUGUGUGUUUCAUCCCACUUGUCAUUCCUCCUCCUCGCUGAAACACAUCUAGAUUGUAAACACAAACAGAUGACACUCAGUUUAUGAAAAAAAUAUGCGGCUCAUGUCACACAUUCACAGGCGUCAUGUUUUCAGCCCACUUCUAUGACAGCAACCCUUUUGUCCCUGCAGUUCCCUUUCUUUUCUUUGAAUACCAUUGCAAGUUUCCCUUUGUAAGGCUUAAGAUUGAACAGCUGCGGGUGAGAAUCAAAUAAACACUCAAUGCUAUCAGCUCUCUGCCCUCAGGGACCAGCAGCAGAUAGACAUUAUGUCACAGCUUUGGUUGUGCUGAAGAAAAAUCUGCAUGGGCGCAAAUCAUUCUCAUCACAGCAGGCUAUAAACGUUAGGAGGAGCUCUGAUAUCUGUCAGAGGGGACGCUGAUGAGCUCCAUGAAUUAGGGUCACCUUGGUGUGUGGUCUGUUUGUGCUUUAAAGACAUCUAAUAUUUCACGAGUUGUGACAUCAUGUGGCUCCAUGCAUAAGACCUCAAGUUAGAUCAUUCUCCAUUUUUCUGUAGCCUCAGUUGUGUUAAGUCAGAUCAAAGUCUUUAUUUAUUUGUUCAUUUUUUAUUUUUUAAAAUAACCCCAGCAUGAAUGACAGAUAUGAUGUCCAUGAUGAGCAUGGAUGAAGGUAAUGGAGCAUGUCAGAGGGCAAAGUUGUAAAAUCAUCAACUGCAAAAUUAAUUACAGACACUCAACACCAAGAUGGUCCGUGAUAUUUAAUACGCAGGAAGGUUAAUUGCUUGCAUCAGUGAUCUCAAUGCAUUUCAGGGACAGUGUCCAUGUAAAGUCAGAUCAAAGCCUGUGUUAAAUGUGUUGUAAAGGUUACGGGCAGAUGAAAAAGGAGUCCAAGGUUGUGUUUAUUCGUCCAGAUCCCUGUAGAUAUUAGCCACAUAUUUAACAGUGCAUAAAUCUGUAUGAGCAGGGUGGAAGUGAUUGAUGGCUUGUCAACAAAGACAACAAAGUCCCAGAGGGAGAAAUCCAGAUGAGUUUGCUGGUAAGAGACGGCUCAUCAUGGCAAAACUUGAGUUAAAGUCUGUGUAGCAGAAUCAUGGUGAGGGUUAUCAACACAAUUUGGUGUUCCUAAUCUGAAGAGCUGAAUAUUUAAAUUUAAGGUUAAAAGGACCUGAAGUUGCACCUUGCCUGUGUUGAACAAUAUUUGUCUUAAUUGUACAACACUGUUACUGAGUAAUCUGCAACCAUACAGACCAUGACAUGCAUAUGGUCUGCAGUGGAGCUGUUAUGUGCUCUUGUUGAGCAAGUAGACUGUCAAGUUCUGUUCAGCAUGUUGGAUGUUCACCAUCACAGUUCAGAGUGUUAGCAUGCUGACAUUUGAUGAUCAGCGCUGAAUUUAAACAGGAGCAGAGAUUGCUGGAGGUGUCAUAAACACUGCAGGUGAAGGAAACAGUUGAAACCAAAUUUUGAAAAAAAAAAAAAAAAAAAAUCUAUAUAAUAGAUUUUUGAAUAUAGUUUCAUUGUCGAACCUGUAGCUUGUGCAAAAAGAGCCUGAGUCUUCUGAGGGUGGAAAUGCUGUUUGGGUCACAGAGGGCGCAGGGUCACUUGUCAUGGCUGCAUAACUCACUAUUAGGGGAUAAGGGCACAGAUUUGUUUGUGUAUGUGUAGAGGAUGGUCCUUCACAUUAUCCUUUUCAUUCAGGCACAGGUUUCUUCUGUUUGUUUAAAACCGUAAUGAUCUUUCUACCACUCAUUAUGAGAACAACUGACUCAAAGGGUACUCUGUUCAAAGUGAAAUCAAAAUUUUAUAUUUGUUAUUUAUUGGAUAUUUAAGAGAAUGUAUAUGGUAGCUUUCAAAUGAGGGCUCCACCAGCUAAUUAACAAUGCUGAUAGAAGGGCUAGACUUACUCUAAGGCUAAUUAUUGAACAUGUGCAUUCAUAUGCUUUGCAUGUAUAUAUGGAUCCUUGUUUUUCUGGAAACUUCAAGCAGACUUAUUUCUCUGCAUUCCUUCAUUUAUCAGCUACAGCUGAACAAGUUACUUCUAAUUUGACAUUUUUGUGCAUCCAGUGAUUUUUUCUCUCAUAAAACAGCCUCUAAAAUUCAGCCAGCAUUAAGGAACCUUGUGUCUUUUGUUUUCAUCUAUCAAAGUUUAUAUUACAAAAGACUGACAUCAGCAUGGACCUUUUUAUUUUAGAUCUCCCAUCAUCAGGAUCUGGUGUAGUCUUGACCCCUUACAGGAGAUCAUUGUCUGGUUGGAUGAUUCUCCGAUCGUGAGUCUUCAUCUCUGAUGCUCUGAUGCUUUUGUUUAAGUGCUGUGCAGCAUUCAGCAAUGUGGCCAACAAAGAUUUGAUAUAUGGAGAAGCAUUUCUCCCUUUCCAUGCAUGUAUGCUCAAAGAAGUGCUGGUUCUGUGACUGCAGUGAUGGAUGAGUAAAAUUAAAAGCAGAGGGUCUGUUUGCCAAGUAGGUCUUUAUUUUGGACUCUUGCAGUUAUUCUCUGUUGAGGCUGCUGUGUUUCUACCUUUAGGAAAACUCUCACAUUGUUAUUGUUGUAACAGCGGUCAUGAAUUUUCAGUGCAGUUUUGAUUCAUUUGCUCAACCUCUAUUCUAAAUUAACAUCAUUAGCAUUACCCUCUUUAUUCGCCAAGAUUUCUUUUGAUUUAAGUUGACCACACGGCACGUUUCUAAGCAUGUGACCUCUGACAAUUCUGAUUUAAAUGUAGCAGUAAAGAAUUUCCUGUAUGAGAGGUUAAAUUUUUUAACUCCUACAGGAAAAAUGCAGGAUUAUAAAUUCUGCAUAAGAAGAAUUGUACUCGUAUAUUUCAGUUGGCCUGAUUUUUGUCUUCCUUCAUGGCUUAGUUACAGUCAUCAAGUGCUGUUGACACCUCUGAGAUUUUGCCUCAAUCCACUCUGAGGAGCAUCUGACAGUAAACGCUCAGCCUGGACCUAGAUUUGAAUAAGCCAUUUGUGUUUACAAUAUGAGCCAGCACUCUCACAAAUACUGAAAGAGAAAAAAAAAACUGAAUUUGCAAAGCACAAUGAGCACACUUGACAGUGUUAUCAGCCGUGCGCUGUGAUAUUGACUUUGUAAUGUAUAAGCAGUAUGGUACGACAUCAAGGCGAGAACGUGUCUUCAGGCUCAUAUUAGAGGUUGCAUUGAAGCAGUCAGUUACUGGCUUUGAUCUACACUUUAGAAAGGAUUGCCUGCCUGAAUCCUUAUCAAAGACUCGACUAAGUUAAGGCUGUGGAAAAUGACAGAUUUUUUUAACCCUGGCGCCCUCUCCCUCCCCCCCUAAAAAAAUGAUAUGUGUAAGAAAAAUGUCAAAAAUUCUGUCAUUUGCUGUGCAGCUCCAGCUACAUCUUGUUUGUUUGUGAUUAUCAAAAUACAACCAAUUUCAUUCUUAAAUUCAAAUUUUUGUGUCAUUUCCCUCUUUUACACCUGAAAUCUCAUUCUGCUGUCAUGUGACCGAACUAAUUACCAAGGUUCAUAAAUGCAGAGACCUGGUCUUUCCCUGUUUGCACGACAUUUACAAAAAGCUCACAGCUGUGAAGAUGACUGUUCUCAGGUCAGUAACGGCCUUGUCUUCUUAUCCAGACCUGCCUCCUGUCAUCGUUCUCACUUGAAAAGUAUUAGCCUUAUUAUAGAUGGCCUCCGUAAAUGCUGCUGACAGAGGUAUAACUAGCUCCCAUAACUUUUGGCUCCCAAUGGCAGAUGCUUGCUGCCAGACAGUGGAGGGGCUGUUGUCAUUUGUCACUUUUUUCCUCGGCUGCCACAGACCUGGACCCCAACCAGCUCAUCCUCUGACCAAAAAACUCUCACAGGAGUCUGACGGUCAUACUCAGCCUGCCAGAUCAGUCAGGCAGGAGACAAGCCCAAAGCUUUUGAAUUGUAAAUGAUGGUCAUGAUGGGAUUUGAAUGCUUUCUAUGAAGUCACUUUUUUGCUGACAUUUGUGUGUGUGUGAUUUUUGUUUCAGGAAUCCAUCACCUACAUUACGAAGUCCAGAGCAGUGGUGCAGGAGUUUUAGCCAUUUCAUCGGCCAGUAAGUGUCCUCUAAUGUCAGUCUGUCAACCUUUGUCCUCAGUCUGUACUAAUGCUCUUCUGAAAGGGUUUAUUUUCCUUAAGGUUGUUAAGUAGACAGCCAUACUGUAAUUCUCCAAAGAUCGCCUGACCUGGUGCAUUUUUUUCUUGACUCUGUUGUUUGCUUUGUUGAUGAAUAAAAACAGGAUAUCUCAGGUGCAGAUAUGAGGUAAAGUUUAAGAGUUUAGGGAUGGCGCUGGGGGAAAAAUGUGCAUUCUCAUUUACAGGGUUAUGCAAUUCAAUCCUAAAAUUCAUUUUAAUGCAGUGAGAUGAACUUAAUUGUUUUGCGUUAACUCUCACUCAGAUUCACAUCGCUUGCUUGGUAUCAUUAGAUAAAAAGCUAUACAGAAAAUUAACAAAAAAAUUAAGUAAAAGACAGUAAAAUAUACAGGGACACACUAAUUUUGAAAGCAGAUAUGUCUCUGCAUUACAGUAGGCGUGAAUGUUCAUUUAAACACUGUGGGAAGUGAAAUUGAUAUUUUACAGCUCAACUCUAUCAACCCCCUCGUCUUUCUCUUCAUCCACUUUCAUUUGUGUAAAUCUGCCAGGGAAGAACAAACUAAUUCAACUGAGUUAUCAGUUCUAUCUGAGGCCCAGAUAACUUAUCAUUUCCUCCACUGUGCAGAGCUAAUAAUGUGUGAGUGUGGGUGGGUGGGUGUGGGUGGGUGGGGGGAGGUCUUGUAAUGGUUGUUGAGAAUAUACAGCCUUAAUAUCACCACACAGAGGUGUGUGAGUCUGAACCAUAAUGAGAAAAUAAAAUUCAAUUUGUUCAGUGAACUAUUUGUGUAGGCUGGUUCCCGGCUAACAUUUAUAUUUGAGGUCAGCGUUGAAAUGCAAUAACUGAAAGGGAGUAAUUGAAAAAACAAACAGACCGUCUGCCUUUAAGGACUUUUUGUGUCUGUGGGGUUAUUGAUUAGUCAGGGCAGAGACGAGGCAUAUUACCUCACCAACACAGGUUGUUGUGAUGUUAGUUGUUAUCAUGUUUACCAGUGUAAUUGCAGUGGUUUUUAUUGGAUAUUUUUAGGAUUGCAGCUCUUUAAUUUUGGUUAAUGGAUUGUUUGAUAUCGUAUCAGGAAUAAUCUCCAUGAACAAAAGCCCAGAGGAGUUCAAUGUAGGGAGUCUUGACAAUGUUAUCAAGCUUUGCAGGCUGGUUGUCCAGCCUUUUCAGCCCUGUCAGGCCUGUAUGUGUGUGUGUGUGUGUGUGUGUGUGUGUGUGUGUGUGUGUGUGUGUGUGUGUGUGUGUGUGUGUGUGUGUGUGUGUGUGUGUGUGUGUGUGUGUGUGUGUGUGAGUGUGUGCAGGGGCAGCUGAGGUGGUAGGAAAGGGAGGGAUAUUUUCUAGGAUAAUAAAUCCAUCACCGGUGUCUGCACUUGUGCAGCCAAAGAACUGACUCCUGUGACAAAGUGGCUGCCGUUCAGCAUCCCAGCAGCACAGCCGUGCUAAUAGCAGCAACCUCUGCUUAAUGUCCUGGCGCUAAUGAAUUCAUAGAAUUAACUUUCAGCGCCGAACAAACUGAUAAAAGAAACAGAAAUUCACUUAGAUUAGGUAGUAGGAAUUAGAUUGGUGUUUUUCUCCUAUCUUUCCUCUGCUUGCAAUUGUUGGUUUGCACACACACACGCGCACACACACACACACACACACUCACACACACAUCAGAUGUUCAAAGCCUUUAGCUGAACAGGUAAUUGAACAAGACAAAUUUGGAUUAUUGAUGGAUGCAUCGCUGAGCUCAGGUGGGGAGUUCAAGCCUUCUUAUUUCAUAGUUUUGGUCUCACAAUUAAUCAAAACUGUCAGAAACAAAAGCAAAGUUUUCUUUUGGGUUUUCUCUGCUCUGCUGUCAGUAUUUUCUAGUUGUUAUAUCAAAGCAAACCGAUACCAGGACAGUAUCACAAAGAAACAUGGUCUGCUGGCAAACACUGAACCUGUCAGAUAGCACUGCUAUUGCAAGGCUUGUUGUGAAUCGGGGGCCAUGGUGAUCGUGAGCAUGUGAUACUCGGACAGAGAGGGACAGAUUAGUGACCCAGACAGAGAAACACAUGCUGCUGUGAGCAUCUAUCAGUACUGAUCCCAGAAUUCGCUGUCCACCAUGUUCAGGUGAUUGCAGUUUUUCCCAGGCUUUUUAAAUUAAUGUAUAGAUAUGAAAAUACAGAGUAACUUUGAGGCUUUGGUUUGUGUGGCGCCCAAUGUUUUCUUUCCAUUUUUCUGAUUGUUAGGUGUCUGAUAAAGGAUUUUGAGGCACGCCCGUCUGUGACCCACCUCCUGGAGCAUCCCUUCAUCAAGCAGGCCCACGGCAAAGAUGUGGCUCUCCAGCAGCAGUUGGCUGUUCUCAUUCAGGAGCAGCAAGAACUGGGCUGCAAAACCAGAACCAAGUGAGUAACCACCACCAGACUGACGUGAGUUUACGCCUUCAAACUGCUCUGACACAUUAAUGUUUUUUGAUGCUUCAUUUGUGAGCUGCCAUUGGUGAUUUCUGUUGCAGCAGCUCAGUAUUAACUUUGCAGUGAUAUCGUUCAUCCCCAGUAGGGGGCAGGGUCUCAUUUCCUUUCACUAGCUAUGGUGGAGAUGGUGAUGAGCCUCAGUAAUGGACAUUACAGUAUGUGAUUAAAGAGAAGUUAGGGGAGUGUGACUAAUUCAGAAGGAGUGAUCGUGCUGACUAACCUUAGAUUAAUAAAUGCCAUUUAGGCCAGUGGAUGUGCAAACCAUUCUUUAAGAGAGUCUUUAGCACAGAGUACAUCUCCACCCAUGUGAUCAAACUAAUGAUGGAGUAAAUAUUCCCUUAAAGUUUGAUUUACAUCUGAAAAAAGGGGAACAUUUCAACUCCACGCUCUCCGUUUAUGAGUGAAAUAAACAGGGCAGCCUCUGUAAAGGUUCCCUAUAAUCUAUAUGGAUAAAAGUGUAGAGACACUCAGGGACAGAGUGUGUUUUAUAAGAUUUUUUCCAAAAAUGUGUCAUAAUGAAUAACUCACAAAUACUCUCACUGCAAUGCAUGACAGAUCAGAAAGCCAGAAAGCUCUUAUUUACCAAGAAAUACUGACUAUGGCUGUGUUUAAUCUUCAUUAAAAAGGAGUUCGCUGAACCUGCCCUUGACAGAGAGUGUUGAUGUUAUGCCAGCUCUGUUUACUCCAGAGAGUGUGCAGAGUCUGAGCCUGAUCCCGAAUUCCUGUCCACAGUGAGAGUGGAUAAUGGGAUUAGGAGCUUGUAGGGCGAGAACUGGGCUUGCCUGGUUGAGUCUCUCAUGCCACAGAUCAGCACACAAUGACUCCAGAUAAGAAUAAAGACAUAGGGAACUUAAAAGUAGCCGCCGUAGGUGGAAUAGGGUGGUUUAGUUCAAAGAAGGACAGAGGUAGAGGCUAGAGGUCUUGAGUCCUCCUCUGAAGGGACAUGAUGAAGAAUUCUCACUUUAGAGAAACCACAAACAGGAUUGAAUAUGAGGCUUUAAUACUGUGGUUUUGCAUUUACACUAUAUUCAGAAUACAUAAUGAAAACAGAAGCAGAGCUCCUUACCUGAAGCUUGAAUAUUUUCAUCAUUUUAUGAUUGAUUAUUUAUCAUCAUAGAAUAUAGAUCUAUCUUGAGAAUGAGAUUUUAUUGUUCUGCAGUUUGAGGAUUGAGAAAGCCACCACAAGAAUUUUUCAAAAGCUUGAAUUUAUAAGGCCAUUUUUUUUUUCCUUUUACGUCCUUGUAGCAGCCAUGAAAGACCAAAACUCACAAUUUUUAAGUCCACCAGUCUGAGCUGCUCUCUUACUACCCUACUUUAUUUCAGUACUGCCAAGCCAGAUGCUUUUCUAUUUGAACAUCCCAAACUGUAAUCUUUAAAAGCAUUCUGUUAGUGUGAAAAGUCGUAACUUGUGCAAUUUUGGUGGACUAUUUUCAGCUGAGGUUCAUACACAAAAUAGCACUCAGGAAACUGAUGAAAUAUUAUCCAGUUGAAUAUUUAUGAUAAUAGGGGAGGCCUCUGCAUCACUCAGCUAAAACUGUAAUCUACAUCAAGUUUGCUCAGAUUUUCAUUUUCUUAAUGUUGUUUGAUAUUGAUUUUUUUUUCUUAAAGAGAAUUUUAUUGAUAUUUUGGUAUAUGAAAAAUAUUGUAAGAAAAAAUUAAUGCUCUUUUACAGUGUGACCCUGACUAUACCACAAAAAGUAUAUAUAAGAUAUUUGUUUACACACAUUCAACUGUAUAUGUAACCAAAACAUAUGUGAGAGGGUAGCUGAUGUUUGUCUGUAUUUAUCACGUACAGGGUCAGUGUUAGAGGAAAACUUGGCUAGUUUCACAUUGGAUCAUUGGAAGAGAUGGACGACUUUAAAUUUAAUAAUUUUGUGUCUUGGACAAAUUGAGUAAAAAUCUCUCCUAUCUAAACUUCCAUCCAAGUCACAUCAGUAAGUUGUGUUCCCAAUUCCUCUUAUUGUUGGUUUUCACAGAGGCCAAGGGCAACCAAUUUUUUUUUUAGUUUAGUAUCCCAGUGGACCUCUUGGAACCUUGUAUAGGUUCAAACUGAAGUCCAUAAGAGGUCUUGAAGGUUUUGAUGGAUAAAAAGGAUACUGAUCCAAAAAUGUGAAUCUGUGAAUAUCUAAAGAAAUGAGAGCAGGUAGUAGUAAACUUGAACAUUACUUCAUGGAAGGGUUCAAAAGGUUUCCAUAUAAACAAAUCAUUUAUGAUAGUGACUUCAUUUGCCCCCAAGUUCAAGGCCCUGUCUGUACUCAUCAAGAGAGAGGUUUGUGUAAUAGGAGCAUGAACUGAAAGCCCAGAUCCUGAAAAGGUUCAGAGUUUACCUAGAUACCGGUUCAGGCAGAGGAUGCAUUGAACCUUGCAUUUUAUCAUAACACUAUUUAUCCAAAGGCAAACAGUGUUUAUCAAAGAAAUGCUAGUAUAGGCGGAAUAAAUUUAAACCAAAUAAGCAUCACUCCUGAGCAUGGCAUGAUUUGUUUACCCACAGUUACUCUUAACAUUAAAUUAAAGUUCACUCAGCUUAAUUUUUUAUCCAUAAAUGUUUCAGAGAACCAAAAGAUUGACCAUCAGCUUAUUGGAAAACACGUUUACACUGCAUUUCUGGGCAAUAAUGCUUCCCUUUUUUAAGCUACAGCCAUGUAUUGUCAAUAAAAACUAGCAUUAAGUGAGCGUUUCAUAAGAAGUCAAAACAAAUGUUCAUGAUAAUCUGCUUUAAAAAACUGAUUCAACCUGAUCUAAGUGAAUAUAUUCAACCACAGGAAGGUCAGGUUGAUGUUAGUUCAGUUCUCAGUGGGAUUUAAUGAUAAUACCACAUGUGAGGACAGUCAUAAACCUUAUCAUUUCGAUUUGAUAGAAAUGGCUGAUUUUCAAAUGCACAGUGGAGCCAACAGAGCGUAUUUACUCACAUGUAUAGACUCAUAUAGCUGUAGCCACUCACAGGCGCAGCUCUUUUAUGCUCUCUUUCACACACUCUCUGCUGUCCCCUGAGGAUUUCCACAGUCCCUUAGAGCCAGCUGGCUCAGUGCUGACCUCUGCCCACUGGGGCUCAUUGGAGAGUGAUAGGUCAAAACACAGAUGAAGUGCAAUCUCAGCCUGUGAUAAUGGGAGAUGUGUCCCCUGGGAGAGCUCAAAGGGUUUCACACAAACCUUGGAAGUGACUGGGUCUUACAUCCACACAGUCAAACCACUGUUUCUCAUUGUGUGGUCACUUUACAGCUUUCUCAUGCAUUAUCAUGCCCUUGGCUUUUAUAUAGGCACGACCGGAUCAAUACUCGUAAAACCCUCAUAAUAGAGAGCUGUCCUGAUGAUGAUCUGGUAAAUCUGGAGUUCUUAGAUGAGGUAAGAUUUUAUAUGUUUAUCUCAUCAAGAAUCGAUCGCUGUAUGGUUCAGUGUUCUCGAAGCUUUAUGUGGUUUUUUUUUUUCUUUGCAGGAGAAAAUAAUCAGCCACCUCCAGAAGAGGUAUGAUGAGCUGCAGGUGUACACUUAUGUCGGUGAUAUCCUCAUUGCUCUCAAUCCUUUUCAGAAUCUCAGCAUCUACUCUCCUCAGGUUGGUUAUGGAGCAGUCACUUUCACUAUCACAGGUCUUUCUGAAUCACAAUGGCAGUAAUGAGUGAUUUAUCAUCAUGUAGACCACUGGCCUAAACCUGACCUACAUUUACAACAUUUAAAAUAAUAUGACCCUCACACACUCUUAAAUUAAGACAUCUUUCAUAUUUAGAAGUGAUAGAAGCAGGAAAACAAGUCCAUCAAGACUGAAGAGCUUUUUCAAAAACUUUAUGCAAAUGAAAAAGGUCCUAGAAAGUGCCUUUCAGUGAUUUUAUGAUCCUCUCACUCUUUUCUCCGACCCCUGAAAUUUCUUUGUUUUUCGCUAAAGGCAACAACAAACUGCAGAAUGCAAUUUGAUUAAAAUAUUUACGAGCUUUUCAAGAAUUUUUAAAACUUGAUCCCAAACUUAAUCCAUAAUCAGGUUAGGUGAGGUUUUGUUAAGAAUUUUGUUCCUGACCAAAUAUCGGCCAAAUUCAUGUCAUUCCCUUUAGCAUAAACUGAAGUUGUUUGUGUAUGUGUUUAGUAUUAACAAAUGUUAACAUGAUUAAAUGCUAAAUUAGAUCGGUGAAAAUUUGAAAUGAUGUGGUAAACACAAAAAUAAGACCAGGUUGAUGGUUUUAUCUGCACAGAUCUGAGCAUGUAUUGUGUACGCAUUUGUCUUUCCUCAGUUCUCUAAGCUGUACCAUGGUGUGAAGCGGGCUGACAACCCCCCACAUAUCUUUGCUACUGCAGAUGCAGCCUACCAAAGCAUGGUGGCAUUCUGCAAAGACCAGGUAUUCCUAGACAGAGAAGUAAUUUAAUGUGCUGCAAAUACAACCCUGUCAUAGCAAAACUUAAAAAAACAAGAGGUAAAUCAGAAAGAGAUUUAUUUAGUUACAACACAUUGAUGUAAGUUAGUUUAGUAAGGAAGAAUGCAUUUGAUAAGUAAUAUGUGAAUCUUUAUUGUGUGAUUGUCAGUAGGUGCUUUUGUCUCCUUUUGUUUCAGUGUAUCAUAAUCAGUGGGGAGAGCGGUGCGGGGAAAACAGAGAGCGCUCAUUUGAUCGUUCAACAUCUUACCUUCUUGGGAAAGGUAUCAUGGCAAUUUUCUAAUUCCGUCUCACUUAUUGAAAUACAUUAAUAUGUUUGCUUAAUAAACUUCCACAAGCUAUCAUAAAAUAUUAUUGUGGUUAAUUAAAGAAACAUAUACUGUUAUGAUACUUAAGGCAAACAAUCGGACUCUGCGAGAGAAGAUCCUGCAGGUGAACCCCCUUGUAGAGGCCUUUGGAAACGCCUGCACGGCUAUAAAUGACAACUCCAGCCGCUUUGGGAAAUACUUGGAGAUGAAGUUCACUCCCACUGGAGCUGUCAUCGGGGCCAAGAUAUCUGAAUACUUACUGGAGAAGUCGAGGGUCAUCAAACAGGCGACGUAGGUGCUGCUCACACAUGUUGUGAUUAUCGUUUCCUUGGUAACACCUCAAAUAAUCCUGUUUGUCUCUUUUCAGGGGGGAGAAAAACUUCCACAUAUUUUAUUACAUUUAUGCCGGACUUUACCAUCAAGACAAGCUGAAGACUUACAGACUCCCAGACAAGACUCCUCCCAGGUUAACAUAGCGGCUUGAUUUGGACAUAGUCAAAGUGAUUGUAGGCUAACACUGUGUUAAUUAACAUAAUGUUGAUCUGCAGGUACAUUGACAGUCAGCACUGCAAAGUGGUGCAAGACAUAGUCUCUGUGAAGCUUUACAAGGAGCAGUUUGAUGCAAUCCAGGAGGGCUUCAGAAACAUUGGCUUUACAGAAGAGGUACUUUAACUCUUGAUCAGAUAAUUAAUAUAGAAGAAAAUCUGCUUAAAGAGUGUUAAUUUUUGUUGUUUCUUUAUUCUCUGCAAAGGAAGUCAACUCUGUUUACAAGAUUCUCUCAGCCAUUUUGAACACUGGCAACAUUGAAUUUGCUUCCAUCACCUCUCAACACCAGACUGAUAAGAGUGAAGUGCCUAACUCAGAGGCCUUAGAGAACGGUGAGAGAUAUUAGUGCAGUGUGUGUUGUAAUACUCAGAAAUACUUCUCUUUAAGCCCAAGAAACAGGUAGCUCUAAUGGUCUCCCUGGGGAUUUUUUUAUUUGUGGUUUAGGUGAGAUUUUAAAAAAGCAGGCUAUUUUAUGUUUUAUUCCCUCUAUGGGUGAUGAUUUAAGGACUGCACGGUUGAGUGAAAUGCUCUCCAUCUCUGCGGGAGAAGGAUUUUUUUAAAGAAUAAAACCUUUAACAGACACAUUUUCUCAGGACUCUGCGUUGUAUUUUUUUAUUGUUCAUGUUUUUCUAUUAGUAACAAAGGGAAGUGCAUUUCAGGUGUCAGUAAGCUUUUGUUGGAACUUUAAUUCUGCAUACCAAAUGAGCUUUUCAGCCAUAUUUGGUGAACCAGAAAAAAGGGGGAAAAUUUCCACAAGCAGUGGAAGGUAUAAUAUAUACAAGCAGAGAUCUUCUUUCCAUUUACAUAACAAAUGUAAAGAAGCACAGACACCCAGAGUCAAAGAUUGUCUCUGCUUAUUUUUAUGCUAAUGAUAAAAACAGAUGAGCUCUUGAUUAUCACACUGAUUAACUGUCUCUUCUUUUCUCUCAGCUGCGUCUCUCCUCAGCAUCGGCCCAGAGGAGCUGCAGGAGGCACUGACCUCCCAGUGUGUGGUCACCAGGGGCGAGACCAUCAUCCGCACCAACACGGUGGACAAAGCCGUCGACGUCCGAGAUGCCAUGUCCAAGGCCUUGUACGGCCGCCUCUUCAGCUGGAUAGUCAACCGCAUCAACUCCCUGCUGCAACCUGACAUGAAUAUCUGGUGAGUGUGCACUGGUGACGAACAUCGGUGUGGACAUUUGCUGUUACUCUUUCUUCUUCAAUUAUAGUUUUUACCGAGCUCUGAUGACCUUUGUGGAAGUCUGUGGAGGUAGAUGCAAACAUGCAGAGGAGAAUAUCAAUGGGGAAGCACAAGACAAGCAAAAGAAGAGCGAAAAAAAAAAAGUUUUAAUAAAUUUUUGAUAGAGAGUUGCGUGCAGAGAAAAUAAUAUUCAGAUGAUUAAAAAGACUUCAGAGAGACUGCAAAGAGGCUGUUCAUUGAUCCGAAAGAAUUCCUUCAUAAAUAUGAGCGUUGACUGUCAAGGAGUUGUCUCUCAGAGAUGUACAAAAGCCAGAGUUCCUGUCUUGAGUCCAGUCAUCUCUGCUGUUUCCUUAUUGCCAUUAAUAACCCAGUAGCACAGACUAAAGGUGACCUCUGCAUACUGCGGGUUAUGACUGAUGAUGAGAAGUAGCAGGCAGCUUCAAGCUCCGAAUAUUAAACGCAGGGUGUUCAUGCUGUGUUGUAAAAACGAGAAUUGUUUGUGCAGAUAUUGAAAACAACUGGAGGUUAAAUCAAUAUAGGCUGAGAUAAAACUAUCCAAGCAGCUCAGACUUUUUGAAAGCUGAUGUUUUCUGUGGCAGUCCGGACCAGAUUCUGUUUUUGGGUUGAACUAGGAUUAUCAUUAAAGUUUUAUCAAUUAAUAUGGCUGCUUGGGAUUUGCUCAGCGCUCGUUCCGUAGAAGAAUAAGUUUGUUUGUCCCCUUUUUCCUCCUUUGAAGUGCCGCAGAGAGUGGCAUGAAUGUGGGAAUCCUGGACAUCUUUGGAUUUGAAAACUUCACAAAGAAUUCCUUUGAGCAACUGUGCAUCAACAUCGCAAACGAGCAGAUCCAGUUUUACUUCAACCAGCACAUAUUCGCCCUGGAACAGGUGGGUCUGACACAUGGCAGAGGGUUACUAACACUUCAUCAUGUUAACCAUGUCACUGUAAUUUACACGGAAUCAAUGCCUCUUCAAAAUGAGCCAUUAAAAAAUAAGGAAAAACAAAUUUCCCUUAAAGUAAAAGCAGUCCUCAUAUCAUUUUUAUGUUUUCAGUGCAGAAGAAGAUGCUCGGUUAAUUUGCUUUCAGCCCGGUUAUGAUGUGUGAGGAUUGUUGAUACUGUUGUGGAGCACUAAAUGAAUCUCUUAAUUGAUUUAAUGAAGUUGUUUACCCUGAAGUGAAAGCAGGCUUUAUUUUCCUUGAUGGAAACAGAUAGACAUUAAUCAAGAAGCAUUUUACCUUUUAGUCCAUGUUAACUUUGCAUCUGAAAGGGAAAAAAAUGAACCUGCUUUACAUUUAAAAAGCAUAAAUGAACAGAAGACACUGAAUAAAAUACAAGCACGAUCAACUAUUGAGACAGGAUUCAUACAUAGACUCGAAUAAUACCUCCUGCUUGUUCAUUUACAUUCUCCAGCACCCUCCACUAUGAGAGCUGUAAUUGAAAGCUACAUUUACCCCUUACAUAUUAAUUACAGUGCUAAUAAUUGGAAAUGAGGCCUUUAAGCCUGUUGAAAAGUUUCUCCCCCAUAAACAAGUGAGAGCUGCCCCUGAUGAAGAGCUGCAGCUUGGUAGAUAGGGAUUUUUAUGUGGUGUCGAUGUCUCGAGUCCCGCUGCACAAAAAGACUGAUUAUUCUGAGUUAAUGACUUAAACAUGAGGACGGUUUAGAUCCAUUGGUUACACUUUAUUAGUAAAAUAUAUAUUUAAAACAAGUUUUUGAUCUGAAAUUAAAUAGAUGCAAUAAUAUGAUUUGACUGUGGGUUAUUUGCAAAGUGAAAUAAAUUAUGAAUAAGUAAGUGGCUCUAUUUGUUAGUUCAGAGCUGCUCUGUUUUAUGAAUUCAGUAAAAAGACUCUAUUAUGCUGGAAACUUCACUCACAGACACACACAGCUGACUGCAGCUGUGUGUGUCUGUUGAUUAGGAGCUCUUUUCCCUACACACACAUACACACACAAAUCAUAUUUAGCCAAGAUUUUUUUAAUUGGGUCAUUUAGAGAAAUCAUGAACUAGAUUAUGCUGCUUUCACUGGUUUGAAUUAGUUGGAAUAUCAAAGCGAGGGAGUGGAUGCAAGCCUGGUGGAGUACGAAGACAACAGGCCCAUCCUGGACAUGUUCCUGCAGAAGCCCAUGGGUCUGCUGUCCCUGCUGGAUGAGGAGAGCCGCUUCCCUCAGGCCACUGACCAGACCUUAGUGGGUAAGACUCGAGCUGCUCUUUUGAAUCACACAGUCUGUUUACUUAAACAGCUUAACAAAUAUUUCCUCUCUUCAUUUCUUACCGUCCAGAUAAAUUUGAAGACAAUCUGCGCUGCAAGUACUUCUGGAUACCUAAACGUGUGGAGCUGUGUUUUGGGAUUCAGCAUUAUGCAGGAAAAGUAUGAAAUGAUAUAUUGUGAUGAUAAAUUGAGUGACUGGCUGCUUUUUUAGUGUCAUGAGAGGGUGAUACAGAAGUGUUUUAGACCCCUGAGAGGAGUUUAUGUCUGGUUAGGGAGCAGACUUAAAUGAACAGUGCUGUUUUUUAUGACCUACUAAAAGAAAAUAUGGACUGACAGUAUCUGUGUAGCAGUAUUUAAUGUCUCUGACCACUCUGUGGGGGUUGGUGCGCUGAAAGAAGAAUCUCUGCUUUUUUUCUUUUUCCACAGAAAAUAUUUACAGCCAAUGAUGAAUUUAAUAGAAAGCAAGACAAGAUUUUUGGACAGAUUGCAAAAAUUAAACACGGACAAAAUUAGCAAAGAUGUCAGAGGGACUGCUUUGUAGGAGGCGUUAAAAUUGAUAUGAGAGUUCCUCCUAGAGGCUGUAAGUUACUGGUUCUUGAUAAAUAAAUUAUCAUUAGUUUGGUUGAUGGGCUUUUUUAACAGAAUAGCAAAAUCAAAUAACAAAGGCGUGUAAGACAACAAAGAUUUUCCCCUCACAGCGUGUUUUAAAGCGGCUAUUCUGAGCACUCGCUGAACACAUGUUAAAGGCCUGUGUAUGAUGUUGAUCUAAUCAGCCUAUAUUAUAUUCUAGUGAAGGUCACUUGGGCUUUAUUUCCUGACCCUUUACUAGAGGGACACACUUAUGAGAUGAGCUGCUGUAAAUGUUAACUUUGUGCGUGUGUGCUUUGUGUUCUUAUGACAGGUUAUGUACAACGUGAAUGGAUUUUUAGAGAAGAACAGAGACACUCUUCCUGCGGACAUCGUUGUGGUCCUGAGAACAUCAGAGAACAAACUUCUGCAGCAGCUGUUCUCCAGCCCUUUAACCAAAACAGGUACACCAUCAUCUAGACCUUCAUGAAACACAGAGAGAUGCAGAACAUUUCAGCCUCCAACAGGCAGAUUAUAUUACAGCUAACCACAAUGGGAAUGGAAAUGGAAACUUUUCUUUUAGACAAACUAUUGUUAACAAUGCCAGGUUCUCACUGUAUUACUCUGUGAAUUGUGCUGGUGUCGACUGCUUCCAUAAAUGUUCAGGUAAGUGGGUUUCUUAAAGACGCGGCUCACAGGCAUCUCCUGGUCCCCCCUUCAUUUCAAGCCUCUGUGUGCCGUGCUUGGAUAAAUCUGCAGUCUCCAUUAUCUCUUGAGAGGCUCAGCUCUCUGCACGGCGCUCUGUUUUUAUUUUCACUAAGCUGUCCCUCUUGGUUUCCCACUGCUGAAUGCUAUCUACAGAUUGUGGGUGCAGUGGGAUAUUUUUAUGAUAAGGUUCCUAAAUACCCAGGGGAUGAAGAAACUGUAUUUAGAGAACACAAAAGCAACUCUUCCCACCUCUUUUCUGUUGGCUAAAUGAAGGUGGAGUAAUGUGCUCGUCAUUAGCUCCGGCUGAGGCCUCUUGGUCAACUGACUUAGCUGAAAUGCUAAUAGAUGUGUUAAAUUAUCUGAUUCCCACUUCCUACUUUAUUUCUGCUAAGCCACAUUAUGUGAUCCACAUCCUUUUGAGGGACCUGUAAAUGCUUGCUUUCAGUCCCAGUAGCAUUAAAAGAGGUUUCAAUUCACAAAAGACACCUUAGCCGAGAGUGGAGUAGAAGUAUGUGAAAUGUGUCUGUAAACUGCAACAGCAGGGCGAGCACCAGGGAGCCUUCAGCCACUUUGCUUCUACAAUUAACAGCUUUGAAGGAGUACUCUCUACACCACAGUUUCAUUGAGCUCUUUAUUUCACUGCGCAGAGGCCCUUAAUAGAUACUAUGAUGUGUUGUAAUGUUUACAGCUUUAGACUUAACGUUAUUUAGGUCUAAAAGCUUUUUUAUUUCCUGCAUUUCUGUCUGUUCUAACAGUCAGACUGCAGGGUGAAGUUAAUGUGCAGAUUUUGUUUCACAUGUUCUUGUUUUUUUUUAUCCUAAGUAGUGUUACCAAAGCUUGCAUGCCUGUUUGCAUGUUAAUUCAAAGGCAGAGUAACCCCAAUAUGCCGGUUGUAGACUCUGUUUUCUUUAAAGUUGGAGGUCAAAUUUUCUUAUUGCAAUUUGGUAAAACUGUAGAUCAUCUUGUUUGAUAAAAAACCAUGACACAGUGCACCCCCAGCUUAUCAUUCUAGUGAAGAUGAAGUGCUGUUUAAAGUGAGAUACAGUAUAGCAUAAGAAAAUUAUGGAUCUAUUCUCCAGGGUAGAAUUUGCGGGGGAUUUAAUUUGCAUUUUAUUUCACAUUAAAGAUUCACUGUUAUCUGUGAAAUUACCAUUAUCAGAGGGAAUCAGAUGGAAAUCUGUUUUACACCAGGGUGGCUUUACACUCUGGGUCGUCUGCUCACAGUGUCACCACUAGGGGACACCCUCGUAGACCUACAGCCUGACACUGUCACAGAGGUAAAAUAAUGGAUCUAGGAUGUGCUUGUUAACAAAUCAACUGUUACCAGAAACAAUUUCUUUUUAAUUAGACAAUCUGCAGAAUAAUGUUAUAGUUAAUUUAAAUAAAUCAUGCUCACAGUCUGCAUAAAUGAAACAUUUCCAUGGACGACACAUUCACCAAAAAAAAAAAGAAAAAACAGAUGUAAUGGUCUGAGUUUUUGUUGCAGUUCGGGUCUGAAGGAUACCAGGAAACCAAAGGCCCCAGAAAGUAAAAAGCUCCCAGGGCAGUGAAUAGCAAGGCCACUUGAGCCCUCAGAAUGUGGCUCCUUGAGGCUUGGACAUGUGGUGGUGUUUUGUCAGAGGAAAUGGGAUGUAUUUGCAUAGACAAAUUCAUCAGAGCCGGUGCCUUUCCCAGAUCAUGGGGAUCACCAUGUUUGAAUUGGCUUGGCUCAGUAUGGCCUGCCAGGGCCUGGGCAGCCUGCGAUCACAGUAUGGGUCUCUGCGGCUGUGUGGCUGCAGGGCUGUCUGGCCUUGCCUCUUGUAGCAAAGAACAUCUGCACACACACCACCUCCAGACCGCCAGUUCUUUGUGACGGAAAAAUGAAACAGGACUUCCAAAGUGGUGUCUGUUUCAUGAAGAUUUCACUGCGUUCAUUGUCUCUACAUAUUUAUGACCUUUUCUUUUUUUAUUCAAAAACCACAUUUAUCUUAAGGGGGGUUUAUCACUUUAUUAUAUUUGAUCAAUGAAGAGGGAAAAAUCACUGGUUUGAGAAGACUUGCACUGAAUUUUUGUGAUUUGUUUCCCAUUUUGAAUUUUCAGAGAGCACAGCAGCUGAAAAAUUCAGAGAAGACAAAAUUUAUGUAGAUUAUUUCACUGCAUCUUACACGAACCAGCUAUAACAUAAUGAAAACCUGGGUACUCUAAUGCAGUCCUCCAAACAUUUGUUUUUAUUCACAUGAUCAGACAUGAUCAGUAUUUAAUACUAAAGAGGUAAUGGGUGGUGGUGGUGUGCUAGAGAAUGUUAAAUUGACAUUUGUUUCUUAUAUUUUGUCUACUUCAUCAGCAAACAUGGAGGGAGGGUCAAAAUUUUAGGAACACCUUUCAAUACAAUGCAUAUUGAUGCAACACCUAUUUAAGCUUUGAUAAUUCAUUCAAGCAUCAGUUAUCACCAGUCUGACCAUGUCAGCAAACACUGACAGUGCUGAAGCAGAAUUUGAGGUAGAGCUGUUGUGUUGGGUUGCUGUAGACUACCUGUGUGUUCAUAAUGUUGAUGUCCAGGCUGCUGCAUGUAUGUAUGGAGAUACUGCUACCAUUUCUGUACCCCUCUAAUUAGGUUUAGGAGUUUCAGUAUUACUUGAAUGAAGGAUUUGAUUUCUUAAUAACUGUGUGCUAGUCCCCUUUUAAAUCUGUAUUAAGGUUAAUUGUACCACAAUGCAUCCAGUGAUAUUAGCCCUUAAGCUCCUCAGUGUCUUGGGCCCAGGAUGUUUUGUGAGGUUCAAAGUUUUUGGGUCUUUUAUCUUCAAAAAGUGCUGUUGUUGUGUUAAAUCUGAAAACCGUGUCAGUUAUUGUUCUCCUGUGAGAAGUCAGGGGUUAUAAGGUCAAGUCCUUCAUGUAUGGCGAGCAAUUUACAUCUUUUUUUAUCUUCACGUGGCGCCGCAGUAGCAGUCCUCCGAGUCUCCCUUCAUGUUCAGAGAUCCUCCUGUGUUGACGUGACAGGCUUCUCCCUGCGAUAUGACACAUUUGGCUCUUUGUUCUCCCCCAAUAGAAGUUUUUUCUUUUUUUAUCCCAGUGGGCAAACGGCACACUUUCUCCACUACACUUUCACUCUUACACUCUCUCUCUCCCAGAAGAGACACUCACUAAGUAAUACUUUUGUUCAGUUUCUCUCCUAAUCGCCGUAUUGGAGAAUGUUUUGAGUCAGCAGUGGGGUUUUUGACAGGGACCCGCACUUCAAUAGCAAGGAGCCUGCUCUCCUAAGUCACAUGGUACAACAUCCUUUGAUAAAUGCAACACUGUGUUGUGUCACUAAAAGCCAAUUACACCGUGCUUUUUAUGAUUGAUCUGCUCUGACAGUAGUGGAUGGCAUUUAAAUCAACAGCCCCCGGAGCCAUCUCUAGGCAUAAACGGUGGUGGUUAUGGAGGGGUGGGGUGGGUGGCGGGGGGUUAUGGGUGCUUUAAUCUCAUUUGCUUGGUUGCUGAGUUGAGUUUCUAGAUCACAUGUUUUUGAAAAAGAGAGCGGGAGAGCGGCAGAGAUAUCCAGCAAGCGUCUGCUCACUCAGCUCGGGGAAGGCUGCUCUCUCUUACAACUUUGAUUGUCCCCCGUGUCGACAGCUCGAUCCACAGCUUCUGAAGUACAAGGCGCACACUGGCACUCAUAAAAGCAUGUAGGGAGGUGUCAUAUUGAACGCAGGAUUGCUUUUUAAUCCCAAGCACAUUGACUAUUCUUGUCAAUAGAGCCCCAAUACAACUGCCAGCUUGAGCUUUUUUUUUCCUACAGGAUUCUUGCUGGGCUUAAUUUUCAAAGUGAACGCACAGAUGCCAAGGAAGGCUUUUUCUCCUCUGCCCCCCUCCUCCACUUCCCUUCCCCACACACUGCACUGCCUCUCUCUGUGUUUGUCCUGGAAGUCCAUGCCAAGAGCAACAUGCGUGAAGCAGAAACGAUCAGUGGGAAGCUCCUCCACCGCCUGUUUCACGAGACUGACUGACCUGAUGGGAAACAUUCCCCUAACCUGCUCUUCUCGGUUAAUUAUGAAUCUUUUUUAUCUGAAAACUCUUUUUCUUUGUUUUGUUUUCAUCAAAAAUCUAUUUGAGGGCGAUGUCAGAAGAAAAAAAUGGCCUCCAGCUGUAGCUAAAAAACACAUGUGGCCCUUUUCUUGAACUGACUUCACUGUCAAAGAACAAAUCUUGCUGCUCGACUCUGUGGUUUGAAUAAUUACAGCCCACAUCAUUAAACAUGUUCCCCACUGUAUCUAAAUUAGUGGGUCUUCUUUCAGGCCGGACAUCACAGGUGUUCCCUUGGUUUUAUGUCUCCGGAGGCAGAAAUCUUUGAGGAUACUGACUAUUAACCCGUGCUCUAAUCAUGUAGUCAGGAGGGGAUAUGAAACCCGCCAGAAGAAUGAAUUAAUACGACCCGCCAAGGAAUACACGGAGAAAAGCAGCGAGUGUCCAUUUGCAAGGCUUAGGUACAACUGUCAUAGUCUCUCUCAUCGCGGCGCAGCCCCUUCAUCUCCCCCUUGAUGGUGUCAUAGAAGUGAGAGGCGUGAAAGCACAGUGACACUCCACGAGCCCGUUCCACUCGCAGCUGCUAAUUCAUCAUGACAAAUGUGCUCAGAUGAUCUGGCCCAGCAGCGCUAAUGGGGAGAGGAGAGAGCGCACUUCAUUUGCACAAGACCCACUCCAAUUAAUCCAUCCAGCUUUACUUUGGGCUAAUUGGAGCGGGGCCCUCCCUGCCUGUGUGCUGCUAAUAUACCCGACACAGUUUAACAGCUCCUGUUCUCAAAGAUCAUACUUUUUUUGUGUGUGCUCAUUUCUUAUUUUGUUUACAUCGUGCCAAAGGGGCGUUGGAGGUUGUAAAAUCUAUGCUUGUGAUCCUAAACACACAAACCGGCUUGCAAACGCGUGUUCAUAAAGAGCAAUUAACUGCUCAUAUUUUAAUGUUAGCAUAUUUUCCACUUUCCUUUCUUCAGUUUCUAGUUCCCGAUUUAGACCCUGUGGAUCUUCCUCCAAAGACAUUUUCAACAAGAAUAAAAGUGCAUAUUUUAAUGUGACAAAAUAUCUGGAUUGGAGUGUUUUUACCAAGUGCUAAAUGUCUAAAUGGCAGUUUAAAUGAAAAGAUAAAUAAAUAAAAGUUAGCAGAUAACUGUCAAACGCAGCAUCCUCACUAGCUUAAAAGACGGUUUGAUUUCUUUUGAAGUGUUCUCCCAUCAUAUGUCCCAUCAUAUGUUUUGUGUGUGUGUGUGUGUGACUGUGUGUGUGUGUGUGUGUGUGUGUGUGUGUGUGUGUGCGUGCGUGCAUGCGUGUGUGUGUGUGUGUGUUUGCCCAUGAGACACCACAUUGCUUUGGCUCGCAGCAAAACCUUUGGCACAAGUGAGGCAUUCUUUGUCUAAAGUUAGAAGAGGCCUGGCUCCUAAUUAAUCCAUCAUAAAUUGAUUUUGAUCUCUCUCAGUACUUGAUUGAUGCUUCUAAUGCACGUUUGAUGGUUCAGAGUCCUCUAAAAAAAAAAAACAGUCACUGAUCCAGUGUUUGAGGUUUGGGUUUCUUGUCAGACUAUGUCCUUAGAAACUGACACGAGUUCUGAAAUUUUACAGCAGAAGCCGCCUUCAUAUUUGCAUUUUCAAAGUUCCUCUGCGUGCAGGAGAAAAUCUAGAACAAUUGUGGCCCUGUCACUUUGGCUUUAUCUUAAAAACUUACAAAGGUUUUCCUCCUUGCAGUACACGGCUGCUUGGGUAAUGCUGCCUCCUGUGUCUGCAGACGUAUUUUUCUAAAGGUGUGUGUGGCACAUCUGUGCAGCUAUUGUUUAUUCAUGGAGUAAACCCUUUGAAAUGUGUUAAGAUACUUCCCACUCAUUAUAAAAAUCCUGCCACCCAUGGAUUAGGACUUUGAUGUCACCAAUCCUGCUUCAAAGGCUUCUUUCACUGCUAUUAAUCACAGUUUAGCCUCUGAAGAUAUAGCCAGAGAAAACAUUUGGACAUCUUGUGCAGAAACUUUGAAAUGUUCAGACUGUCUUGCAUAUGCUAUGUUCAUAUUCUUUCCGCUGUGUGUGGGGCUGUUGGACUGCUGUGCACACAGCUGUACUCCUGAGUCCAUGGGAUUCAGCUCAGAUCCAGGCUUCUUAGCAGUCUAAUGCUGUGCUGCAGUAUGAAGACUUUUGUUACCGUAGUGCAUCUGCUCCUUUGUUUUCUGCAUCCAGUACAUUGCAUUGAAAGGUAGAGAAAAAGGAUUCACUGUGUCUCCAUGUUUGAAGGUUGAUCUUUUUUUUUUUUAAUCCCCUUCUCUUCACUCAGCUUUAAAAUCUUUCCCUCAGCAUCAAAUAUGCUUUUACAUAACUUUCUAUGAGUGGAGUUUAAUUGCUGAUACGAGUUUUGGUUUCAGCCCUUGUUGCAGCCUAAAAUUUGGCCAGUCAGUGCAGUGAUCUGGUUUCUCAACCUCUCAAAAAUAUCAGCAGAUGUUUGGUAUAUUAUCAAGAAACAAUAAGAUAUAUCAAAGCCCAUAUUAUUUCGAUGUCAAAAAUGGUGGUCAUGGUUUACAAAAGUUAGCUCUAUCAAACAACAAAGCUGUGGAGAUGAGGCCGUAGUCUUUCUACCUGGUAAUCAGCAUCAGUCUGUCAGUAAAAUUUGCCAUGCUUCUAGAUGUGCCUUACAGUGCAUGACUCUGGGCCCCCACCACCUACUCACCCACCCACUCAACCACCCCCCUGACAGUUGUAAGCUGUAAACAUAUUGCUGUAAAAAAAGGGGGAAUUUUAGUAUGAGCUCUGAUGUGGUUUCUUGCAGUUCCUCAAGUGGACACCUGAGGAACUGCAGUUUUUCGCACUUCUGCGUCUUCAUUUUAGAGGACCCCCAUGGUAGUGGAGUUCCAGAAGUGACAGCAGCCUUUGUGGACAGCCACUUACCAAACACAAAAUAUAUAUGUUUGCAGUUAGUCUGUCCUGUGCUACUAUAGAAACUUGGAGUUACAAGAUGGUGGCCUCUGUAGAUGUAGACCCGCUGUAAUGAAGAUAUGAUAGGCUUACAUUAAAUUAACAAAAUUAUUUUUCUGUCAGGUGAAAUUACACUCAUUAAAUCAUUCAGUUACUUACACUUGUAGUCUAUUUGUACCAAGUCUGUUUUACUAAGUGCCACUAAAUAUGCCACACUUUCCUGUUAAUCUGGCAAAAUGUCAACAAUCUGUUUUUCCAUUAAUAAUAUGUACCUUUUUUGACGCCUCUGUCAUUAAAAGAAUAUGAUGUAGUGCUCAAAGUCUCAUAAGUAGGAUUGAUAUUCUAUCCAUUAGUUAUCCUUAACCAAUACACAGCCUUUGUCAGCAUGGGUGCUUGUGUGUCAGACAUUUAAGUUUUAGGUAUGGGUUUCCCAAAGGAAGCAUUCUUGGACACAUGUCUUUUUGUUGCACAUGGCUCUUCUUGCAUUUUAAAGUUGUAGUACUUGUUUAUAAGGUCUUAACCUUGUUCCUUUAUAUAGUAAAAGUCUUUAGGCUAUUGCGUAAGACCAGUAAUUUUUGCUCUUUAAAUCUUCAUCUUGUUUGGCAUACAUGCAGAAGCAGUGGUGAAAGCAUUCUGUUUAUAUGCCCCCAAACUCUGGAGUUUACUGUUCCUCAAUAUCAAAAUGGCCCUUUUCUUAAUUCUAAUAGAAAAAAAAAAUCUAACUUUAGAACUGAUAUAAGUUUAAAGUCUUGGUCAAAGCUUUUAUCAUUUUCAAAGCCUUUUCUCUCUUAUCCAUUUUGUCUUUUUUGACCCUUAAAUUGUUUUAUUAAAUUUUUUCUGAAAUCAUUGUUUUUUAUUUGUUAUCUGUUGUCAUUAGUUACUGUUUUUGUUCUUAAUCUGUAUUUUUUUCCUACAUGUCGCACUAUUGAGCUUUGUGAUUGUAUGAAAGGAACAGAAAUAUGUUUUAAUUGAGUGAAGUACCAAGAAAUAAGAGAGAUAUUUUAAUAUCUCUGCUCAUGACAAAUUCAUGUUUGUGGUUCUGAACAGGGAAUCUUGCAACCUCCAGAGCCAGGGUCACGGCUGCCUCCAGAUCUCUGCCUCCUCAGCUCAGUUCAGGACGGACAAAGGUGAGAAUUCUGCUCCUUUUUGCAAAUCACCUGAGAACAAACAUAAUGUUUUUUAUGAGUAGCUCACAGGCAUUGCACCAUAAGAAACCUAGUAAAAACUUGUGCUGCGAAGCAUGGCCACAUUAAUUGACUACCACUGUUAUGUUUGCUGUCUUGCUUGUGGUGAUGCAGCAUCGCCAUCUGGCAUUUGGUAUCUACGGCAUAAAAGUUUUUAGGACUUACAAACUGUUGUUGUUGUGUUAAUGGGCAAUCUUGUAUUAUAAAAUUGUUUCUAGGUCCUUACAAAAAGGACAGCUUUCACAAACUUUGUGAGAGGCCAUGAUAGUUUUCUUCAGUACAAAAGCUCAUAUUCAUCAUAUUCAUAUUUAGGAUCUUUUUUUAAGGUUUUCUACAAACUUCUUUGCCGUAUAAAUGAACAGUAUCUUUUCUAAUAACAGUGGCUCUCUUAUUUUCUAACCUCUGCAUUCACUCUCCAAAAGUUUCUUUCACUGCAUCUAUUUUACUCAACUUAAAGGGUUAAUCAUAAUGUCUAUGAGAUAUAAAACUUAAAAUUAUUUUGCCCAUUUCAAAAAUAUAUUGGAUUGGUAAAACUGAAUAAAUUACAUUAUAAUCUAAAGUGGAAAAAAAUAACCCUUUAAAGGUGACUCUCUUGUCUAUCUACUUUUCUCCUCUUUUAUUUCCACGUCAUUUGCCAACAUUUGCUGUACUCAAAGUCACCCAAAUACCUUUUGAAGGUAAGCCUUGUUUGAAUUUUCAAAUUGUCUUUGAAAAUUCAUAAAAAUCAACUGGUUAGUGAAUAAUCUGAGUUAUACUUGUAUUUGAGCUGAUUUUCCACUAACUCUGAAUCCCGUGCAGCUCCUCUAAUCAAAACAUCAAUCGUUGUCUGGCUUUGGAAAAAUGUUAAUGUUUGAAUAUAAGCUGUUUUCUCACUCAGUCACAAAAGCCUCAAUGUAAACAAAUGCUCUUUGAUGCAUCUUUUCAGAUUAUGGAAUAACAUAAUGUGGGACUCAAUGCAGGCUUAAAUAACUGUGGAAAUGAUCUGUUCUACUUUCUUGAACUUCCCCUAAGCACCUACUCAGUUAUUCUCCUACAAGAAAGGCUGUCUUAAUAACAACUCUGUGUGAUUGAUGUAAUAUGUAUGCCGUCAUGUUCUCAAUCAGAGUUGGGGGAAAAGUUGACAGAAACUGACUAUCAUAAAAAGUUAGUAGUUGGACCAGAGUAAAGUAGUGUGAUGGUUGUUAGAAUAGUUAACUGUUUGUACUUUUUGUGAUCUGCGUUCAGGCUUGUGUCAAAGCAUUUGAUUCCUCCCUUCAUGUUUCUUGUAACUCAGAGAACAUUUGACUUACCUUUCCUUUUCUGCUCUGGGACAAAAUAAAAUUUUAAGGUAUGCACUUUUCUUCAUAGACUUCCUAUAAAAAAACCAUUGCAUCAUUAACUUUGAUGAAGCCAUGAACUGCGAGGGCCAUUAGAAAGCUCAUAUUGUGUCCUCGUUAAUCCGUCGUCGUCAGGAUGACUGUCUGCUUGGUGACGGCUAGUCUCAUUACUCAGAAUGCUCUGCAAUUUUCUCAUGCCCCUCAGCAGUGCAGAAUUAUUCUCUAGAUUGUUAGUUUUAAGUGUUUAUGGGGUUCUGUUUUACGGACGGCACAGUUAGUACAGCUGUGUAUCCCCGACUGGCCCAUUUAGAGAAAGGAGACCUGCUGUAAUAACACCUUUAUCUCCACUAAGCCCACAGAGUACGGCAGGUUGUGCAUAAACGGCAUCCCAUUGCAAUCUGCUGCCUUCACAGUUCUUUCUUUGGCUGGAGUCUGGUCUGCUCUUUAAUGCUGCUUGCUUAUUCAGUUUGUUUGUGCUCAGGUGGACACCAUGGAGAUGAUGCGCCACCCAGGAGAAACCACAAGCAUGAGGAGGCAGACUGUAGCCUCCUAUUUCCGUGUAGGUGUUUCCUCUUUUGCGCAUACCUGUCUACCUGUCUGACCACGACAAACUGUUUGAAUAUGAUCUUAACUUAUCUGUUCAACUUUGAUAUGAUAAUUUUAUUGCCAAAUUAUGACUUCAGUUCAGGUGCAUCUCAACAAUAUUUCAAGCAUUUUUAUGUUAAAAUUUAAGCUCAAAAGAAAAAAAAAACAUCUCUAAAAAUUCUAAUUAGAGUAAAAAAAAACAUAAUUUUUGGAAUCUAUGAAUUUAUAGUCAGGGACGUCCUUGUUUGGAACAGAAAACACAAACAUAACAUAAAAAACUCAUCAUAUUGGACUAGUUCAUAAAAGUGUUCUUUGGCUUAAUGUCAAAUUGCAGUAAAUAAGAAAAAGUUUAGAUUGACCAAGAGCUGUAUGUGGAAAAUGGUGUUCCUCUUUAAACAAAAAAUAGACUGAGGAGGCCAGCUCUCACUUUCAGAAGAACCCUGAUGAUGGUGCGUGUCAGGGAAAUAAAAUAGCACAUGGUUAAAAAUAAUGAAUGUAUGAAUUAUUGACCUUAGUUGCAUCUGUCAGUCUAGUUCAGUUUGUAUAACUACAAUCAUUGGGAGACUGCUGAGUUUGCAGUUGUCCAGAAGACAAUCACUGACACCCUCCACAAAGGUUAGCGACAGAGGGUCAAACGCUGGCCGUUUGCAGACUGCUGUAUAGAAGCAUAUGGAAAGUUGACUGGAAGGGAAAAGUGUGUCAAGAAAAAGUGCAGAAGGAAAAGGGAUGAUUGGGAAAGUUGUCAAGAAGAGCCUCACAAGGAGGUGGACUGAGGCUGGUGACAGCACAUCAAGAACCACCAUUCACAUCCAACUUUAGGAAAGGGAAUACAAACACACAGCAUUUCUAACUUCAAGCCACUCAUGAACCGGAAAUGUUAGAAGCGUCUUGUUUGGGCUGAGAAGAAAAAGGAGUAGACUGCUGGUCAGUGGUCCAGAUACCUCUUUCCAAAUCAAAGUCAAUUUUGCAGAGGCUUAGAGUCCAAGGCGUUUGAAGUCCAGUGUGAAGUUUUGGGGUGCCAUGUCAUCUGCUUUUGUGAGUCCACUGUAUUUUGUCAACCCAUCCAUUUACUUGGACAUUUUAAAGUACUUAAUGCUUCCAUCUGCUAAUAAGCUUCAUGACAAUGCAAAUUUACACUUAAGCACCUGCUCUCUGUGCCUAAACGACUACCGACUGGUUUACAGACCACUGAGGUCAGGCUGAUCAUCCUCAUGCUGCACUGCGCUGAUGCAGUAAUUUUACAAAAGGAGCUCCAACAGAGUAUUGAAAGUAAAAAUCAACACACUUUUCAGAAAUCUGGCAUUGUUGUGUUUUUUUAAAUGUCAUUUUUAUUGACUUUGAGAGCUCCUCAAUAAUCAGAGGUAAUGGAUUUCAAGUUUUUGUGAGCUGCAAGCCAUAAUCAUCAAAUAUAAAAGCAAAAUGGUUUAAAAUAUUUUACUUGACAUGUAAUAAACACAGAAUGUUUGAAGGUUAACCAAAAAAUACAAGAGGAAAAAAUGUCAAAAUCUUCUGAUUUGUUAAAAUGCACCUGAACAUAUAAAUGUCACCACCUUACUGUAGAAUCUAUCAAAAUAUGAACUCAAAUCAUCACAAUGUAUGAAACAAAGUGCUCAUAUAUUUAUUCAUGCUUCAAAUCCAGCUUUAAAGCUUUUUAAAAGAUCUAAAGGAAUAUGUCAGUAUUUUUGAAAUGGGGUUGUAUGAGUUACAUUUCAUAAGUGUACAAGCCACAGUGAAUGCCACCCAGUCCUGAACCUUAAUAAGAAACUGGUGGGGAAACCAGCAUGCAAACAGGGCUGCAGUUUUCUGUAGAUAGUGUCAAGUCUUGCAUUUACACUCUACUGAAUUAUUUUUGCCAUCAGAAAUUUGUUUUUGCAGUUUUUCCAUUAUGACUUGUGUCUAUAUUCAUGACAUGUAACACAAACAACCCUACUUUAAAAAUACUGACAUUUUUUUUAAAUAGUUUUCCUUUUUUAUUGUUUAAAUUUAAAAAGAUAAAGCAAUAGGUUUAUUGGCAGCUCCAAAAAUGUGAUGUAACCUGCUGUGUUUACCUCCUCUAACACCAAAGAAAAUUGCUGAAAUCCUCAAUAGAAAUAAUUUCUACUCUUCCUACCUCCACCAGCAGUUUUGGAUAUGCUGAUCUAAUUAAACCCUUUUAUUAUAAUAGUGAAUUUUUGAUUUAGUGAAAUCCCAAUUUCUUUGUUAUUAAUUCCAUCAGUGGAACAACAUCAUAGCUGACGAUGUUGCUUUUUGUCUGUAUUGUUUAAUCAGACAUAACUCUCACUUCCUGGUGAUUAAUGCUUGAAUAAAUCUCCGGUGCUUUCUCAGUAAUAAUUUGCUGCUCAUGAAACUCAACACUUCCUAAAGGUUUAUAAAAAGGAAAUGACUAUUUUUCAUGAGCCACUUCAGGGGUUGUAAUGUGAAAAACACUGAAGACAUGAUGAGUGUGCAUUGUCAGUAAAAUACUGUAAGUACAGGAUAACAGAGCUAUGUGCAGACUGGAACAGCUAAAGUAAAUAAACACUGAUUUUAAAUUUCCUGGGAGACAAAAUAAUCUUCAUAGAAGAACAAUCUGUGUUUCCUGGAUUGGACACGAGCAUUAGUUAGUACAUAUUAGAUAAAAAGUUUGAACUUUUCAUGGAUAAUAUUACAAAAUAAAAAAGUUACUCUGAGUGAAGUCAUGACAUGAUAACUGCUUACUGUGUUUCAGUCUGUCCCUGUGUUUAUAUUCUUGUAUAAUUGCAUGUGUGUGCAGUUUUCUCUCAUGGACCUGCUGUCUAAGAUGGUGGUGGGUAAGCCACACUUUGUGCGCUGCAUCAAACCCAACGAUGACAGGCAGGCGCUCCGCUUCUGUAAGGAGAGGGUGAUGGUACAGCUGCGCUACACGGGGAUCCUGGAGACUGUGAGCAUCAGACGGCAAGGCUACUCCCACCGCAUCCUGUUUGAAGAGUUUGUCAACAGGUAAGAGCUGCGUCCAGACACGCAGCACCCACACACAACAGCAGCACACACAUGCUGAGCACCAACACAACCCCAGAGAUAAGGCAGAACAAGUGAGUCGUGCUCUUCAUCACACAAAAACACGGGUUCUUUAAUUAGACAGGGGUACGAGUUGAGCAAAGCACAAGGCUGACUAAUUGGCAGUCAUUAGUGAUAGUGCUAGACUAAAUCCUACAGCUCUCUUAGCUGGGUGGAAACUCUAGUCUGGAAAAUGUGGACACAAUUCAAACAGGGAGGAACUGUGAUUAACAGGGGUGAUGCAUUUUAAUGGUUUUCUUUUUACUAUUCAUAAAGAGUUUGUUCUUAAACUUGGUGACCUGGAAAAGCUCAGAUGUGGUCUCUACAUGUCCCCUUGGAUUAGAUUAAAGCAAAAUUAAAUCAGGAUUUCAUCAUUAGGAGGACUUUAUGUAAGGAUGUUGUUUUUGUUUCUAAAAAUGUGGGACAGGAUAAGAUAAAUGUUAAUAAGUGUUACACACUUCUGUUCAAAUGUUGGACCACAAAUUUACAAAGUGUAGACCAACACAUCCCCAGCUCUGUUAGGGGAAAACACACAUACGCAGAGGAGUCUGUGGGAAAAUGCAAGGAAACUUAUGUUUGAUUAGUUCUCCUUUGAAAAAUACUCCAGCCACCUCUAAUGUGGAGACUUGAAGAUGAUAUAAAAUUUAAUUAAAUUUAGCUUGUGGCCUGUAGGAAGGAAAGCUUUAGAGACGACUGGUUAGUCUCACUGCUUUAGGCGAGAUUGAAAAAUUAUGCUUCAUUUUUGUGACCUAAAACUUUGGAUGACCACUUUUUAUUUUUUUUAUGUGAAUGUCCUAAAUUUUUAGAGUUUUACUAUCAUCAAACCGACAUAAACCUGACCUGUGAUUUUACUGUUUACUCCACAAUAGCUGUGCUCAAAGUGUGUGAAUGAGACGGAGUAUUAGCACUAAGACUACGUUUAAACCUCACUUUUGAAUCCAUAUCAUCCUACCUAAGCCAGGCAGAAGUCAUACAGACAGACCUGAACGGCUAAACUGCACCUUGAGUGAAAACUGAUUUAAAUUUGUGCUCUCAUAUCAAAGGCUCGUCUGAUGUUACCAAGCAGUGCUUUGUAUUUACCAUCAAAGAAAUAACAGGUAUCAACAGGAAUUAGAAUGAAAGGCUGUAGACCGAGGCGGGGAGGCGAGUUCAAAGAAGUUUUUCUUCUUCUUGUUGUUGUUCUUUUUUGACCAACUCCAGAACACAAGAGAUGAACCAGUCGUUUUGGAGCCUUGAUGUCCCUGAGCAAACAUUUAGAGCCACUUUGGUCAGAUGCUGGUAUUUUGUAAACUACAACAAGAGGAUCAGUGGACGGAUCCAGACAUUGUCAGCGAUAAACAUGCAGCGCAGAGCUGAUGAACACUGAUAGGCCCAGGCUGAUGGGCAUUUUCUGUGGCCACUGAAAUAAGAGACGAUGAUUCAUUCAAAAGGCCUCCAACAAAGAGCCUCUGUUGAAGACUCAUGUCUCAUUUUCCUGCUCAGACUUAGCAGGCCACCUUCCAGCUGUGGUGAUGUUUCCAGUAGUUAUGUGAUCAAAGAGUCUAGUCUCCCCUUUUGACUGUUGAAAAUAAAUCACCAAAUUAAUCGAUUCAACUUCUGUAACAACAAAUCAGAGCAAGGAUUGCCUCAUGACUCUCUACCUAUAAGGCAGCUUUAUCUGUAAUCCCUAUUUUUACACUGAAGCCAGCUGAGUUUCUUUACAGAGUAAUGGUGCUGAAUAAAAGGUGCUGAUAUAGGUAGGUAGGUAAGAGACUUCAAAACUCAAUAAAAUGACAAACGUGAAUGAUUUUGCCAAAACAAAAAAAUGUGACUUUAGUGAAAACGAGGGACCGUUAUGAGCAAUGCCAGACUCUAAGAUACUCAACAUUACUCCACUGUGAGCCAGCACUUGGUACAAAAAAACUUCCUUUAAUGGGCAGAAACCUCGAGUAGGACCGCACUCGCUGGCAGGCAGCCAUCUGCUGCAACGGGCCGGGCCAAGAAAUGAAACUGACGUUAGUAACUGAAAAUAGGGAGGGUUUUUUGUGUGGUUUUGUUGUUGAAUCCAACCCGAAUACUUGCAGAUUAUCUCCAUAAAAUCACCUUCAUACAGUUUUUUGUUGUUGUUGUUAUUUAUAGUUUAUAGAGCAGAUUGAUCUGAAAGAAUAUUUGAUACAUGUGGCCAAAAGAGUCACAUAAAAGUCGAGAUUUGAGUCGAUUCAGCUGUGAGAGGACGAGUCUAUGAAGAACUGUUGCUCCAUGACACAUGGUGACCAAGUUUAAUCAACACAGAACGGACUGUCUUAAGCCUGGCAGAGAUUUUUAAAGUACAUUUGCCUUUUUAAAGCUUUGGUGCUUCUUAAUUUACAGAAUUUAUGAGGUGCUGGUAGAUGAAUAUUAAAAAUAUUUUGGCAGAGGCAGGUUAGCCUUCCUCUCUAUUGCCAGUCUGUGUGUACUGAGUUAAGCUAGUAGGCAGCCUUUUUAAAUAUAAACAUUCAUAAAAAGACAGGUAUUUAUCUUCCUUAAUUAUUUUAUCAUAGUUUGGUGCAUUUAAAUGGCAUCAGGACUGGAUUUUUAAACCAGUUUUCCCAUUCAGUACAUGUAGAUUUAUGAAAGAUCAACAAAAAUUAGACCAUUCACACUUCAAAAGUCAUCCUGGAAUUGUAAACAGAUGACUUAAAAAAAAUAUAUUAAAUAAUUUCAAAGCUUUCAUUCUUUGAUCUAAUAAUUAUCUCAUUGUUUUACCUUUAUUUUCUCUGAUAGAUAUUACUACCUUGCAUUUCGGGCUCACAAGAUGCCUGAGACCAGCAAAGAGAACGCUGUUGCCAUUCUGAAGCGGGCCAAACUGGAAGGCUGGGUCCUGGGUACGACAAAGGUAAUCUGAAAGUAACACUGUGAAACAAAACAGAAAAGAAAUCUAUAAUUUUUUUAUUUUUUUUUAACCAUAAAGUUAAACUCAUACCAACAAUUUCUGUGUCAAAUGAAAAGGUCAGUCAACCUCUUUAAAUGGUAGAGCAGACACACAGAGACUUUCUAACCUGGCCUAAACAUGCUUUCAGGUUUUUCUCAAGUACUAUCAUGUGGAGCACCUGAACCUGCUGCUGAGGGAGGUGAUCGCUCGAGUGGUGGUAAUGCAGGCUUACACUAAAGGCUGGCUGGGUGCCCGUCGAUACCGAAAAGAAAAGGAGAAGAGAAACCGCAGCGCCGUCGUCAUCCAGUCAGGUAUACUGGUAUCAACUUUACAGCAUAAAAAAAAGACUCUUUAAUAAGUUAACAAUGCAAACACAUGUAAACUAAUGCAAAGGUACAGACUUGAUGUGAAUCUGACCACUGCCUCCUUAAUGACCUCUAAUCUAUUGUGUGCUUGUGAGUCUUCAUAAAAGAGAUGAGUUUGAUAACCACAGCUUGACCUACGUGGGUUAAGAGCAAUGCUUCAGAGCAGACAAUAAAACCACAGAGAGUUCAAAGGGAUCCAUCCCUCUGCCACCUGGUUUAGCAGUGUUUUGAAGUGGGAUCUUGUGUAGUAUGUGCAGUCUAUUUUGUUUCACAGAGGCAGGUCAGCAAUCUCUUGCACACAGACCUAGACUCUCUCACUCUCUCUCUCUCUCUCUCUCUCCCACACAUACACACACACACACACACACACAUACACACUGUCUCUUUCUCUCUCUGUAGCCUGGAGGGGCCAUGUUGCCCGGCAGAACCUCAAGCAAAUAAAAAAGGAGCGGGAAGAGGCCGCUAUUCGAAUUCAGUCAGGUAAAGAAAUGUUCACAUUUUUUCCUCUGAAGUUAUAUAUUCAAGUGCCGACCACUGGAAUUUCUCAUGUCGCCCCGUGUCCGGUGGAUAUAUGCACCACUUUUUUUUUAGCCUUUUUCAAAAGGAGAGGGGAGAAAGGCCUGAAAACCUUACAUCUUUGUGAAACACCUUUUUGAUCUUGAUGAGUGGCCCACGAAACAGUAAUAAUUAAUUAAUAAUGCAUAAAGAGAAGCUUUUGAAAGUUUGGGCAGCAUUUGGUCCCCAUGUUUCAGAAGAACAGUGCAUACUGAGAUCCUUUUUUCCUUUCAUCUCUUUCCCAGUAAAGGCAAGAGAGGGGCUUAUCCCUUCUGUUUCCUCACGACUUCCUCUCUCAAAUUCCUGGCCUAUUACACAGCUCUCACAUACCAGAAACAAGAUGCCUUUUUAUACUGUCAACCUUUUCAUCUGAAAUGUAAAUUAAUUCUUACUCAGUGUGCCUUGACGAAGAUCAAAGUGGGCACAUUAACCUUCCCGGGUCCCCCCCUCCCUCCCUCCUCCUCCCCCUCCUCCUUGGAGCCUCUCACUGGAGGACAGGGGAGGGUGCCAAAAGGGGCAGGAGAGAGGAGGGCAGGGGGAGGAGAUUUGGCAUUGUUUCCCCUGGCUCUCCUAUGGGCUGCCCUCAUCUGGCACACGGAGCAUCUCAGUCGCCUGCACACCUUGUGUAAAUGUCCUCCAUUAAACCCUUGUAAAUAACGCUGCAGAAUGGGUAAACAUGGUUCUGGUGUGAGGAAAGCCUCUCUGUGUAUGCUGUCUUUCUUUUUAGAGAAGUGUGUUUGUGUGUGGCCGCCGGGGUUCAGGAAGAGAGGUGGGUGGGGGGGCCCUGAACCUGACAUAAGUGGGGCCUCAGCCCCCCGGCGGAGCACUCCAGCACAUUCACAUUGUGUGUUCUCUGCAGCUUAUAGCCUUUGAGGUGGGCUGCAUUUGCAUUCUGAAAAUAAACAGAUGCCUUUCAAAUGUAUGAGCCUGGUGGCUUCUCAGAUCUCAGCAGGGCCUGGGGGACAUGCUCACCAUCGAUCAGAUUAGACCAUGCAAAAUAGAACCAUGGCUCAACAAUGUACUUGAGCUUUCUUUUCCUGCGCAUAUAAUUUUACAAGAAAAACACAAAGCCCGUUGACGGAGUAAGUCAGCAGGCUGCAUUUACCGUCCAUCUGAGCCCAGUAUGUCUCAAUAAUCACACAAUGUUUCCUCUCUGCUGCACCGCUCUCUUUAUAAAGAUGCCAAACACAUUUUCACUUCCCUCAAAGCAAAUAAAGUGUAAUUGUUAAAGGCUGUUUAAGGACUUCAAUUCUUUUGUAUUGCAAUCACAUUAAGUAACUGCCUCUCCAAACUACAGUAUAUGUUUGUUGUCUGAAUGGAAAUAGUUUUCUGUCCAUAUAAUAGGAUGUCUGACAUUCUUAUCCUGUGCAGUCUACAGAGGCCAUCGAGUGCGCCGGGACUGUGGACCCCAGAGGCACAGAUGUCACCCUGAGGCAGGAGGAAAGACCACCAAGGAGGAACAUACAGGGUGAGCUUUGACAUCUCUUGUCCUUCACUUUGAAAGAACACUUUCCUCCGGUUUGAUUUUCAUUUUUCCUCAAUAGCUUUCUUUGCACAGUUGAAAAAUUGCUCCAAAUAUGACCCAAACCACAAGAGCUAACUUCUAGAGCAUGCCCGUCACUCAUUUUGAGCCCUUCUGGACAUUUUUUCUCGCCCUGUUAUGUUCUGUUGUUGCAAGCAGGAGAGAGAGCUCCUCCCAAAGCACCACCUCUUUUGUUUUAUAAAUGUAAUAAAUAUCUUUCCACCAAGAUACCACACUUGUCUGACCACAAAUGGGGUUGGGCGCUGCACUGGUCUCCAGAUGUACAGGCUGAAGACUUUGUGUUUAUUCAGCAUAUGGGCAGGCCGGUCAUUAAGAAAGUAUGUGCAAAGCAGGAAAGCAGCCCCUGACUGAACGGCAGCACACGUGGUGGCUUUCAGCUCAGUUUUUUAGCUGCUCUUUGCACCACAGCUUGCACAAACUUUCAUCUCACAUAUUGAAACGUCUCUCCGUCAAAGUAUCCUGAAUGAUUUGUUUAUGUGCGGCAGGAUUAGAGGAGAGCACCAUUAGAUAAUAAUAAUGACAAAUAUGUUGAGUUGCAUCACACAGCAGUGCACGUCUCUCUCUCUCUGGAUUUCGCAUGUAUAAGAAAUCAAAAACCUUGGGUGACUUUUGGUCAAAGCUGAGCAUCUCUCUCCAGACUCAAACUCCAAAAUACUGGAUUUACACAUCAGAAAAUGUUAUGCUUGUUGUAUACUCGAACCGAGCGGAGCCCCAUCUGGGAUUUUUCUCUCGGUGUUUACAAUCAUAUUCCUUGGUGAGAAAAACUUCAAACCUCCACUUAACAAUUCUGUUUAAUCAGUGCUGGAAUCUCUCCAUAUAGAUUUAUUUUGACAUGAUCUGGCCCAUUUUCCUCCUGUAAGAUCUAUGUUCUCACCUACAUGCUGUUCUUUUCCCUUUUGAUAUCACUCCUCUCUGCCACGCAUGAAUACUGCGUUUGCAUCCAAACAGCAAGAGCCUCCAGUUGCAUCACAAAAUCCACGCUGGAAGAGAUUUUGUUUUUCGAGACUCAAAUACAUCACUACAACUGGCAUGCAGCAUUGUGUUUGCAGAUGCUGUCUCUUUUGGUAUUUGUUUUUUUAAUAAUUCAAAAGUGUGUGAUCACAAAGAACACUAUCUCUUUCUUGUUCUGCGCAAAUGGCGUUAUCAUAAAAACAGAGCUGUUUUACUAUGAAACGAGCAGGCAAAUACCUCUAUUAAUUCUCACUUAAAAAGACACCGAGGUUUCAUGUUGUUUUGAAAAUGCCUCUUACUUUUACAGGUCUAACAUCCCAAACAGCAAAGGAACAGACAAGGAUCACAAACACAGAGCAAAUGUAAGUAACAGAAUAUCAAUGAGCGUUUUCUAAUGCCUGACUGUAGACGUGUAUGUAAAAUGCAGCUCCUCUACAAAGCAGCUUUAACCCAGAUUAUUCUUUGGGAAUUUUUGUGAGUCCUUGAGACAAAAGAGUUCUCUUGCUCCAACCUCCAUCUCAGCGGAGAAGACAGGGUGGUACAGGGAACGAGAGAAUCAAAAGGCUGGAAAUUCACGGCUGAGAAUAAAUGCUCGCUCUUCCCUGAGGUGAUUUGUCUUUGCGCUCCUCUUUCUACAGAUGUUAGACCCCUUUUUUAGUAAAGACCUGAGGUUCUUUGGUAGCACUUUGAUAUCCUGCUCGGAUUCAAUAUGUGAAAUAGAAGAGCCACUCCGUGACUUGGAGCACAUCACAGUCUUUGAAGUCUGAUCCAAUUUUUGCUGCUCACCAUUUGAUGUUGAAAGGAUGAAAUGAGGAAAAUGUACAGUUUUUGCCAGUAACUCUGCUGAGCAUAUGUAAGAUUAAAAAAGCAAAAUCCUUUGGAGGAUGUACUUAGAAAUGUUAAGCAGAUUAAUACUUUCCUAUAGCUCUUUUAUUCAAAGAUAAAAUUAAAUAUGAGAGGAAGUCUGUAUGAGCUGUUUUUCAGCCUCACAAUUAAGUCAGUGUGGUGCUGUUUGCUAGGAGGUAGGGCUAGCAAAGGGGGAUAUGCAAUUGCAUUAGCAUUUGAUUAACAUUGCAAAGCACAUUAAUGGGUUUGAGUUAUAUGAGUGCCAAAUUGUAAAUUGUAAAUAAAUGAAUACAGCCUCGACAUGACUAAAUUGAAAAAAACACACAUUAAGGGGCUUGCUUUAACUUGUGUCUGUUUAUCAGCUGCUUUCAUUGACAUUGCUCUUCUGGCUGUGUUUUUUUUACGCCUCUUCUUUCAAGGUUGGGCCCGACAGCCGAGACAGACAACUGAAAGACAUCAAGAGAGACAAAGGCAGAGCAGAAGACAGUGUAACCAAGCCUCACAGGGAGACAGCUAGACUGCGAGACAUGCAGUGUAAACAAGGUAAGCCCGAGCACAGAGCUGGCGGGUGCAGGUAAUUACACAAAGAGACAGCAGAAAUCCCGCUUUAAUGGAUAAAGUGCCAUUUUUAAUACAGGGCCCCUUUCAACCUUUCAUCCCAGCCAAUCCUUUGCUGCCAUUCUUGGUUGACAGCAGAAAGAGAGGAGCAUUAUGGGUGAUCAUUUCUGAGGUAUUUUAAUAACCCAGGUCAGCUCAUCAUAAAUGUCUCGUGGCAAGUGGGGGGGCUUUUUCGAAGUGGCAUGAGCACUUCAAAGCUUUCGUUCUCCCGCGCAGCGAGUCCUUCACUAAGGAUCUCAUCAAUGACUCUAAUAGACCUGCACAGUAACGGUGACAAGAAAACACACAAACCCUGAUUUGUUGAACAUAUGUUUGGUUUGCUUUUUGCCCCAGGCGAUGAAUUACAUUAAUUCCUGCUGCCUUGAAGGCUGAGUGGGUGGCUGUGCAGGGGGUCUCUGAUUACGGCCGUCACCACUGAGGUAGCCUGGGUAAUGGGGGCCCGGCCCUUCAUUAAUGUUAUUAGAGGGGUAUGAGGUAGGAGACGGAGGUGAAAUAGCGUUUAGCGGCGCGGCUGAGAGAUUACGGGGAUUAGACAUGAUAAUGUAACACAGACAGGGCUCUCUAGCGAGCCCGGGAUUAGUGUCAGCACGCCACAGCAGGUCUGGGUUAGAUAGCGGCUAAUUCGGUAAUGCUGCAUACAGGUGACCCUCGCUCCCAGGCAUCACUGCUGCUGAAGGGAGGCAGUGUUUGAUGAAUUCAUAAUGUCUGGGUGAUUUUGGAGAGAAAUGCUGCAGUCAAUGUCAGUUUGAGGGUUUUGUUACCCAAACAAUUAUUUGUUUUCCUUCAAAGCUGACAGUUAUUUUUAUCACAGAGUUACUUUUUUAAUGCGAAACCCAGAUACUCUGAAGGGUUAGCGAAAGCCCCCCACCCCCCACCCCAGACUCCUUUAACUCAAACGUAGUUUAAUUGAUUUAAUUGCAAUAGCAUUGCAAUAUAUCUUACUUUGGAUUGUAUAGCACCAAUCACUACUGUUUUUGGUUAACAACCCCUUAGAGCUCUUUUCAGUCUGAAAUAAACUGAUGUUGACUAUGAUGUCUCUUUGUGUCUUAAAACAGUAAAUUAGACCAUUAGCCUAAAGACUGACUAUCGCUGUUACAUUAUUUUUAAUGCCUGAAACCCUGCAGAAACAGCCUUUCCUUACAUUUUCCACAGCAAAGACUCUCACAGCUGAUUCAAUAAAAAGAAAGUAGGAUAAGGCCACCAUCUUUAUCUGCCAUGUCUCAGUAAGCGAUCAUACAGGAUGCAUCAAAUUUGUAUUGACUGGAGAUUUUGAUCAUAAAAACUUGACAAACUGAGUGUGAUACUCAUGAACCCCAAGGCUUUUUGUCCUCAAAAGCCACCAUUGCUUCAGCAACAAGAGAGGUGAGGGAAUGUAUUAACCUCAAAUCAAACUGCUGGACAUCACUGUAUAUUCCUGUUUCUCACACCUUGAGGUUUUCAGCAAUGUCCACUAAAGGCUCAUUCUUAAUUAUGGUUUUAAUGUGAAAAUAAGGAUGUGUUGUUUAUUUGUUCAACUUGAAAGAUUUCUACAGCCAUAGAGUAUUUUGACAAGAACCAUGUCUAAAAUGCAGAAAAAGCCAAAGUGGUUUGCUCUCCUAGAUAUACUUUGGUUUAAAUAAAGUGGAACAUUUUUUAUGUUUGUAGUAGUUAUCUGAUACAGGUCCAACUUUCUUUACAAGGAGGGGAUUUUAUGCAGCUGUCAGUUAUCUCUGGUGUCACAGGCAGGUUAGACUUAAAUGGUGGGAAACGCAAACUUAAACUUACUUUAAAUGGUUUGUUUAUCAUAUUAAGAUCAUUUAUUCAGUAAGUCAAACUCUCAUACCAAUACUUAUUGUAGGUGCAUGAAUUUGUCAGUCUCUCUUGGAAGAUAAUCCUGAGGUGGCUGAAUAAAAUUUUAGAGAUUUGACAGGAAAGUGUGGAAUAUUAAUCAAUUUUUCAAAUUUUAGAGCCUAUAUUGUGAAUCAUUCCUUUUUACUCACAGUUCAGCAUGCUGCAACUUCUUUUGUCAGUUGUUUCAUCAAUAACAACUGACCAUUUGUUCAGCAGGGUCAGCCUCCAUAUCCUGCAGGAACACUUAGGGUAAGUGGGUCUAACAGAGGCUACUUUCGUGCUCUGGCAGUGCUCCCCCUUGUUUACGAUGCUGUGCCAGAAAUUCACAUAACUUUUUCCUUUUUUAAAUAGUAACGUAUCUGAUUCCAAACAUAGAGACACAAAGAAUGCAACAAACUCCUAUCAUGCAUCUGUGUUUGCACGAAGGAGAGUUAGCUAAAGUGAUGAGCAUUUGUACACCGCCUCUCUCUGUUUUUAAGGUUUUUUUGUGAGUCAGCUCAAUUGUGUGAUGAAACUUGCAGAAAAGUUGCUCUUUGAUUUAUCAAAGUUGUUCUAUUGUUGUUCUACCCUAAACCCUUGCUCCAAACUUUACACUUAGUCGGGUUUCCUAAUUUUUUCAUAGACUAUGACGUCUCAGUUGGCCUCUUCACAGUAGCUGGGACACUUGAGCCCUGCCUGAGCUGAAAACAGUUCAAAUACUGACAGGUUGACUGGAGUUGUAGAGGCCAAUACAGGAUUGAGAGCCUGAGUGUUUAUUUGAUUAUGUCGCUCAGGCACUGUGAAAAACAGCGACAUUGAUAUUCUGAGUUUUACAGCUGAUUCUAUUUUUAUUGCCAAAUUCAGUGAUUCUAUCCGUGUUUUCAGCCCCAGGCUCUGUGGAGCCUCAAGCACAUGUGACAUUUCAGUUUUAUUCCUUUUAAGCGUCCUGACAUAAAUUUCCUCAUUUUCCACGGGCCUUACUGUCACUCCACUUACCACACAGAUUCUCAGGUAUUCAUCUUUGCCUCUUUUUCCUGCCUGGUUUAUGUUCCAAAGUCUGCUCAUGGCUCCAACAUCUUUCAGGAAACCCCAUUUGAAUUUGUUGAAGGAGGCCAUGGUAGCUCAGGCACCCAGGGCACACUUUGAUCCCUGCAGAUCUGAGGGCCUUUUUUUCCCUCCUAGGUUGAGCGAGUGGUGGAAGCCUUGCCCUGCCAGAUGUUUGGAGACCAGGCUCCUUCCUGUGUCUCAUCCUGCUGUCGCCUCUGGUGAUCGCAUCGCUUUCUCUCGAGCUGGGGCUCGACCUGGAGUGUUUCAGGACACCGGCAGAGAAAAAAAAACAGAAAAUUAGCCGUGGAAAUCAGAUUACCCCACCCCUCCAGAACCUUACACACACUCUUGCACCCUGCUCCCAUUAAUGCCGAAACACUGGGGCAUGACCUGGAACCCCUCGACUGGUUUGACGGACGUUGGGUCUUUUCUGUGAUUUUACAAAGCCCUAUGUUGGAAGUUGACACACUUGCCCAUUUGUGCUCUUAUGUGAAACAAAGCAGGUGGAUGAUGUAGAUAAAUGUCUGUUUCACUGCAUAAGUGACACCAUCAUGGACAACUGUUCCCCUGCUUUAUCCACAUCCACGGUGUUGCAUUUUUUAGUGGAAAGAAAUCAUUGAAGCACUUUUUAAAAGACUCCAGGCGCUCUCAGAUGCCUUCAGCUUCAACCUUUGAUUCCUUACUUUUUUUUCCGGUUAAAAACUUACAAAUAGGUUGUGUUGUCAUCUAAGCUGUGCAUUCAGCACGUAGCCACCUCUCGUCACCUGUCUCCCGAGCCUGAAUAUUAACACAACAUGUUUGGAAAUGAGUCAUAGAGACGUGCGUAGAAAGAAAGCCUUUUUGCGAGGAAGCGGGCAGAUAUGAUCAGAGUGCUGCUUAUGCUCCUCAGCGUGGUAAACAGGAUGGUGUUGAGGAUCAGUCAGAGCUGACUUUAUGGUUUGUGAAAGCUGAGCUACUUAUGUUAACAGGCUUUUUGAAGAUUAGAGUUGUGGUAAACAUACAUGUCAAGAGAGAGACAGUGAUAAAAUGGAGCCACAACACAGAGAGCAAUUACUGCAGCGCCUCAGAAAGAUGGUUAACCUGCUUGUUUGAAGGAUGAGAGGGGAGAAAAAUGAAAAGGGCAGCGGAGAAAAGUUCAUGUUGACUUAUUGGUUCUAGUUAUGUCCCCUCAGUGCAUAGCACAGUACAGUCAAUAAGAAUUGAUUUUGUUUGUCGCCCUGAGCUCUUUCUGCGCUUUAUAGCUACAGCUGGAGGAGCUCGUUGGGAAUGUGGACGCUGUUUUACCCACACUGAGGUCAAACCCUCCCUCAACACAUCAUCUCACUUUCCUCUUCUCCCUCAGCUCUUAAACGUCUUUCCACAUGUCCUCCCACAAGGUUUCCUGCCACCAGGUGCGGCUCCGCAACCCACCACCACCACUAACACAACCGCCAUCACCAGAGUAGCAGCCGCAUCACCAUAUCAACAUGCAUCUGCCCGACAAAUGAUCCACCCUCUCCAUGUUCUGGAGACAAAUACGCUCCCACCCUCUUUGCUGUCUCUCAGUUGUUUGAUUGAUCUGUCUGUCUCCACAUAUCUCAGCGUCUCGAGCGGAUGCCUUCAGUUUUAGGCAAAUUACAGGCUCGACGUAGCGGCAGCAGAGAUUUGGAAGGGAUAGGAAAGACUCAACUUAACGGAAGGAGUUGCCUCUGUCUGACGCUACCUACGUAAUCCUCUUAAUGUCAGUGGGAGUAGUUAACAGGAUGUACUUCCAAACUACUCAUCAUCACAAUUCCAGCAGAAUAAUCUCCUCAGACAUAAAAUCAAGGUGGAAACGAUACUCCGAGCUCUCUGUAAUUUUGCACAUGUGGAUUGACUCAUCUGAUGAAGUUAAGCAAAGUUUUUGCAGCGAUAAAACAUUAUCAUCAGUAACUUACAGAGAAAUCACUCUUUAAGAUAUUCCACUAAUCAGAAGACAGCUCGAUGAAAUUGCAUAUUUAAUCUAUUUUUGGCCUGGUUUCUCCCCGCUGCUUACUUUUUCUUCAUCCUGUUAGGUCACAGUUAUAAAUUACCUUUAUUAUGUUUCUGACAAAUGACAGACUCCACAAAGUUCAGGGAUGUUUUUUUCUUCACACAAACAUUUCUUUAGGAGUCAAAGUUCCAAAUCUGCUGUCAGAAGAAAUGAUUGAUUUCAGUGUGAAAAAUUGGUCGUAAGUAACAACAUCCUCUGCCUGCAUUAGUGAAAACAGAUGCAGGAACUACUCUUUUUCAGCAUUAUCUGCAGGACGUGACCAAUUUUGGCUUAUGAUUUAAAGCUCAUGAGUCGCUGGUAAAGUAUGAUGUCCAAAACGACGAGAGCUGUAAUAAAUCUCCAAAAAGUUCUGGGAAUCCUCUUCAGCUUCAGAUAUCUGUUUAGAGUCUUUGUUUGCAACAAAGAGCUAAUGUCUGUGUUAAUGUGCGCACAUGCACGUGUGUGUCUGUGUUUAUGUAGCUGAGUGUGUGUGUGUGUGUGUGUGUGUGUGUGUGUGUGUGUGUGUGUGUGUGUGUGUGUGUGUGUGUGUGUGUGUGUGUGUGUGUGUGUUAGAGAGAGGAGGCGGUUGUGAGGUAAAGAGAGGGGUCUGGGUUGCACAUGCCUCAUUUAGACAUCAAAGGCCCCUGCUGAUGAUUUUUCCUUAUAAUCCAUGCCUUUUGGUGCCUCUGCUCCCUCCAUCUGAAUAAACAAAGCCCGAGUGGUUCUCUGUGGUCUGGGAAAAGUCAGGUGAUUGCAGCACGUGAUUUGGGAAGGAAAUCGAUACAUCUUUAAUUUAUUCCACUAAAAAUCCCUUUUAGCAGCUCUUUUAUGUUGUUUUCUGAGGAGCACUCUGAUUUUCAAGGGAUUUCAAAGCGGUAUUUAAAGCUGUAAUACGAGUCAUCUGCUGCUCUUUGAAAAUGAAAGGAAUACCUAUCUCGAAAAGAACUCCAGCCCGUUUUAUCUCAAGAAGCAAACAUGUACAAUAUGUAAGUCUCACACCAAGAGAAGCAAACCCUGCUUGGCUCCCUUUUGAUACGGAGGAAUCAAUAUUGCAUGAAUCGCACUGCCUCUGUAUUCCCAAUCGACCAUUAUGCCUCCCCUCCCCAAACAGCGCACAUUACCCACCAUCAUUUAGCAAACCCCUGGUGUGAGCCACUGUCUGACCCCUUCCCGGCUCUGCCUGCCCAUGUCCAAGCCUCACUCUCAUGCCAGGAGCCAGUUUGGCAGCCUCCUGGCCUGUAAUAUAUCUGCAGGAGCAGCAUUCCUCUGGGGCUGGCCUGGAUCAAAUGGCAGUGAUUUCCCAAACAGAGGCACAGAGAUGGGAGGCCUGACCCAUCCUCUGAUCUGCUACUUGCUCUAAUCGCUGCAGGUCAGUGGAUAAAUGGUGGUUCUCAACCCCCCUGUGUCAUGUUAAGGCUCCAGAUCUGCAGCCGUACAUCCAGCAGUUGAGCCAUUUCAGGAAAACAUGAGGUUAUCUGAGCCACAGUCGCAAUUUUAUUUACAGAUGUUUAUUUAUUUAUUUUGUUUACCCAUCUACAGUUUAAUAUUUUUCUGGACUUCAUAUCAAACACAGUAUAAAUCACAAGUAAAUCUGGUGUCGACAGUUAAACAGCUUUAAUAAUGCACCAGAAAGACUGUCAUAGUUCUGAGCUCUUUGAUUCUUUUGUCACCAGUCAGUCAGAUAAAACUGGACUUUUCAGAAACCUAUCGCCUAUAUAAAAAAGUCUACCAUUAUUCUGGUGUCUGUCUGAAAGACAUUGUUCUUUUAGCUGAGUGCUAUCAUAAGCAUGCUUAAAGGUCAACAAAAACAAUGCUCACUUUCUGAUGUUUACCUGCUCUAAUUUCUUAAAAAUUUACCGUAUUUGUUUGUAUUUCUAUGUGAAUGUGUUGGAGGGUGAAGUUCUGCAAGAAUUCAAACCAAAGUGUAAAAUAAAUUCAUUAUUUAAAGUUCAUAGAAGUUUUAGUGUGAACCUAAGUGGAGAUGAUUGCCACUAACAUGAGGUAAAGUGAUGUAGACCAGAAAUUUUAACUCAUGUGCUCACAUCAGCCUGCCGAGAGGAUUUUAGUCCGACCAAAGAUAAAACUGUUCACCAGAUCAUUCACUCUUUUGGUACCGCUCAUCAAACUCUUCAGCCGUUACUGUAUCAGUCAGUAAUCUCAGGUGUUUGUCAAACUAAGAUUGCAAAAAUAUAGUGCAAAAUCAAAAUAUAGUCUAAAACUUUUUCCAAUUAUAGUGUAUGUAAGGUGGACGUUAGUGUUUGGGUUGAAGUUUUUCAAAAAUGAGCGGCAGAGCUGACCCAGUUUAUAGCCUAGCCUCAAUGUUGGUUCUUCAGCAAAGAAAAAAGGGGCCAAGCUGACUGGGACCCCCUGUGGAUAAUACAACUACUAUUGACAAGUAACUUAUACAACCCUCCUUCAAAAAGACCGAACUAUCUCUUUAUUGUAGUUAUCUGAAGAUGAGUACAUUUACCAGAGCCGGUGAGUUUGGUCAUGUUUGUGGGGGUUUGCAGACACAGUCAGUUGGGAUCUAAACCAGAGCUCCUAAAUUUGGCGGAUUUAUUCAUUUCUAAUCCUUCACUUGAUGCUUGAGUGAAAUUGUUCCCUUGACAACAAACCAAAGUAAUGAAAACAGAUUUAUCAGCAGUGAAUGGAGUUCAGCGUCUGCAGUCACUGUUUUAUACUUUCUUAAGGUUAACAUUAGGCAUAAACAGACUCUGACUCUUUUUUACGAUGUGAUUACAUUUUGUUGCUCCCUUCAAGAGCAUUUGGCUUCAUUAUAUGUGAUUAUGAGCUUUGAUGCGUUUUCAGGGGAAUAAAACAUUGGCUUAUCAAUUUCAUUUUGUGCAUCAUUAAUAAAAGAGCCCCGUCCUACAUAGAGAUAUUCUGUAAGUACAGUGUAAGGUGUGCUGGAAAUAUUUCUUUACUAAUGCUUGCUGGUCCGUGCUUUUUACCACACAUGUCAUGAAGUAACAUAGAUCAUUGUUUUAAAGCUCAGCAGCAACACUGUACACUUCGAUUUGUCAAGUUUAACUGCCCUGAUGCAGCUAAACCAAGUUAUAUGUUUAAAGAAACACACACAGCAGUUUUUAUUCACAGUUGUACUCCUCAGUACAUGAGAUCCAUCCAAAAUAUCCUUAAUAUAAUCAGGGGUGACAAGGAUUCGCAGUGGACGGUUUGCCCCUCUGAGGCACAGAGAGAUAAGAUUCACAGUAAAAGUUGGCUAAUAUCUCAGACCUGACAGGAACUCUCUGGGCAUUUACAAAGUGUGACUUUAGUAAACCUGUGCUGGUUUGAAUAACAUCAAGAAAAGCCGAGGAAAGAUGGAGGGGUGGAAAGAGGCGUGGGGUGAGGGGGGCCCCGCUCUUUGAUGUAUAGGAUUGAGAUGUGAUGAGGUCUGUUCAAAGUGAGUACAAAGUAGUGUUAAGAUGGAAAAAGCAAAUGCAGCUUUAGUCAGGGUAGAGAAGCCAAGGCAGCAAGAGAUGAUGAAGAAAUGUCCUGUCUCACCCCAAACGUAGGCAAAGAAGAUGAAACGUUAUCUGACAUUAAAUAUAGAUGCUUCCUUGUAAAGGUGUCUCGGCUUUAAAAAUCCACUUUUGAAACCUAUAAAUUUUAAAACUCAGUGUGUGCACUAGCAGAAAAACAUAAUCAGCCAUCAUAUUGUCUCAGGUUUGAAUAUUUAAGUAACACUCACACACUUUAUUAAGACAUUUAUAACAUAUCCUUUUUCAGGGGGAAUUGAAUAAUUAAUUCUGUUUGGAGAAAUCAGGAAAACAUCUUUACUAUCUGCCAAAGACUCUGACAUCAACUGAAACAACAACAGAGAAACAACAAGCAGUACUCAGCGUGAGGAUAAGGAUGUGCAGAUAAUUUCAUACUGUGAUUGAAUCACAUUUGUGUCUUUGUUUCUGUCGACAGAUGAGGAAAGAGUAGAGAGUAAACAUCUGAAUCUGCCAUUCUGCAGAUCAGCUGAGUCAGUGUUUGAAUUUCAUCAGGUUCCUGUGUGAGUGCAGAAACGGGAAAUGCACUUUUUACAAGACAGCUAAUGGUUAUUAUUUGAUUUGAAGGGCCAGUGAAUUGCCAUUAGACCUUUCUAUAAAAACCUCUCUUUUGCUUGUUGAGAGUUUGCUAAGAAGAAUAUCACUCUUACCUCUGUAUACUAAAAUAUACAUUUCAAACAAGCAGAGUUUUUAGCUCAGCGUGAAGUGGGAUCAGCUGGGCCGGAUGGGUUUUAAGACAAAAGAAACCAACACUAGUAUCUUUGAUGACUACUGAAUUAAGGUUAAACUUAUUUUUCAAUCAAUUACAAAAAUGAGUUGAAAAAACAUUCAUAUUCAUCAAGGAAAAAGCCAAAAUAGAGUACACUUUUAUGUUAGCUUACACUGUUUUUGCUCCUUUUUCUCCUGUCUAAUCUUGACGCAAAGUUAAGGUAACCUGCCAAUGGUUAUAUGUUUAUAUUUAGAGUAGAGCUGUUAACAUUGACCUGUGGUUAAGGUCUGAAUUUACACUUUUCUCUCAUCACAUACCACUAUAGCAUACCGUAAAUUAAGCCUUCUGUUGGCACCAUGAUGGAAAUAACAACAGCACUGCAGUUUUGAGUGGCACAUUUCACUCCUCAAUUUCUUAGUUGGGCCAUGAGUAAAAUGUACUUAGUGUUAAACAACAAUGAAAUAUCAGCAAAAUAUUUCAAGUUGGAGCCACUACCUCCACACUAAGCACAAAGGUGCAGCUAAUCAGACUGAUGUCAGUGAGCAACAGUAAUACAAAAGCUGGCAGAGCCAGAAUUUGGAGCGUGUGAAUCGCCACAAACCUGUGGAUAAAAUAAAAUCAAAGAAGUUCACUUCAGCGCUUGUUAAAUGUGUGGCAACUGACAGCAGACCAAUCAGUACUUAGGAAGACCGGUGUCCUUGGGUUGGCAUGACCUUAAAGCUCCCUCCUACCUUGAAGCCAUCGUUUCAAACCUCACCAAUGUGACAGUGAAGCAUUUAUUUCAAUGAUAAAAAAGUAAAUCAAGAUCAGAAAGUGCAUUUCAUUUUAUUGAUUUGAGUCCCAAACCAAGACUUUGUGAAGAAUUGCAAAAUGAAAAAAAAAAAAAAAUUUAAGUAAGAUAAUAAAAUUUAAAACAAGCCAUUAAUCACAACAAAAAAUGUUUGACAGCUGUUGUUUGAAAACCAGAUAAUACAGUAAUGUCACAUUAUAUUACAUCAUGCUUGUUUAGCCUUCAGCUCACUGUGUUGUACUCUGUUGUGGUUCUCCUUUUCAGUUAUUGAUUGUUUCAGCUGCAUUAGAACUUAUACUAUGUGACUCUGAUUUAUUUUGCCAGAUACUGGACUCCAAAAUUACACUAAUACCAGAGAGAUGUCUUAUUUUAAAGACUGAAAUAACUUUGAAACACAACCAUCUGAACAGCUUUCUACAACCCCCUCUGUUAAACUCUACAUAGGAGACAAGAGUCCAGCCUCAGCUUCUAGACUCCUCCCAAUUAGACUAAUGUUUGCAAUAUAAAAAAGAAAUACAGUUCCUCCGCUCUGAAUGAACAAAAUGAUCUGAUCUUUCAGAUUUUGAAUUACUUUGUGCAUGCUGUGUUUUCACAUCUCGCUAAUCUUGUUAUAAUUUAUUCAUCUUUUAGGGAAAUGAUACUUAUUUGUUUUUGGAGAUGUUGCAUUGUUAUUGAUGUGGUUAAAAUUACAAUUUUGGGGGGAGUUAGUACAUCAUUACAGUAAGUCUCUAAUUUUCAUAAACACACAAAUGUUUUUGUCCAAAAAAAAGGAAACUAAUUGUGUAAUUUUCAGAAAUAGCCGCAGCUAUCUGGUUAGUCAUAACUGGCACUUCAUCAACUUUUUUUUUUGAAGUUUUGUAAGAUCUGGUUUAAUCCUGGGUGUAAACAGAAGGAGCAUAAUUUUCUCUCUUUUAAGAGGUUUCGGUCUCAGUAGGCUGAGAUGUAUCCAGACUCACCCCUCCCAUUGAAACAGUUUAAAGAUCUGAGCUGUUGUCUUCCAUGCACCUGUGAGGAGAGUUAUAAUUACAUGUGAUUCACAUGUGCAGAUUUAUGUAAUGUUAAACUGUUAUUGAGUCAGCUCGUUGAUGAAACUGCACUACCUUAAUCUCAAAUAAAGUAAAUUUUGAAUGUUUCUGCCUCUUAAUCUCAUGAAGGUGCAGGUUACAGAAACAGUCCGGGGCAGAAACCGUUAACUGCCGCUGUCAUCGCCGUCAGGAUCAUGUUGGUGCUUCUUGUUGUUGUUUUGUUUGGUUGGAUCACUGCCCUCAUUUUUCUCUGUUGCAGGUCCAGUGAUGAAGCUGCAGCAGAGAACUCCUCGCCGGCGGGGCCAGCAGCCCAAGCUGCUCAACAGCCCUGAAGACAGCCUGUACUACAACCAGCUAAAUGUGAGUUCAAAGUGCCGAUAAAGGCCUUUGUCUGACUUUGGUUCCACAUGAUAAUACAAUUAAACCUACCUGUGCCAGACCCUGGAGCCCCACCCCCACGCUUCUCUGCCUCUUGUCUUGAACAUGUGCUUAUGCUCUUUAUCUGUUGCUUUCAUGUCAGGAUGUCUGCCUUCACGGUGAAUAAUUGAUGUGGUUUAUCAAAGCUGAGCAAGAUGCAUGCUUCAUCAGACUCACUUGAGCCCUUUGAUCAGAAAAAAUUAUGCUGUGACUUCUGAUAUUAUCAGCAUCUGCUCGCAUUCAACACAAAAUCACUUUGAAUUAAAAAUUAAUGACUCUCUGCUCAUCUUUUGACUGUGUGCUCUUGGCCCUUUCCUCAGAGAACCAUGGAUUACCAGGGGAGCAAGAGGAAGCCGAGAAAACUUGGGUAAAUAACUGCUUUCCUACUUACAGCGGCUCUAAACAGAGCAGGCCCUUUGUGGAAUAGGAGAAUCCAGAAAUGGAGUUGUUUUCUUACAAUGUAAAUGGAGAGACGAAAAUAACAGGCUUUUAUGAGUGCUUGCUCUGCGUCAUUAGAGAGGGGGUUACUUAUAAAGGCUUUGUCAGCAUGCUAAUUUUAAUUGUUGAAGGUCUGACUUGUAUUUGUUCUAUAAAUGACAUCCUGCUGCACAUCAGAAAGCUUAAGAAACCACUUCAUCGCUGCAUCUGCAAAUAUUAUUUUGAUUCUUAAAAGUCUGCUUCUCCCCAUCAAGCCUGCUCAGUAUCCCAGUUUCUUCUCACUCGUCUUCUCUCCCAUCCCAGUCAAAUCAAAGUGCUGGAUGGAGAGGAUGAGUACUACAAAUUACUGUCAACUGUGGACUCCAUCCCCGAGGAAGUACGCGACCGCCCCCCCUCCCACCCUUUCUAGCGGGCCUCUUGUCAGUCAGAGCUGAGCCUUACAACCAUGUCAACCGGUAAGACAGACACUGCAGACAUGUAGACAGACACUCCAAAGAACAUGCUCAGAGUUGGAUGUGCUGGGAUAUGUGGGGCAAGCAGAAGCAGUGCAGAAUAAGCAACCUGUACAUGUGAUGCCCUGAGCUCUUCUUCCAGACAGAGUUAACAGAAACACAUUUCUCACAUUAUCACAACAGUUCUAUACAAGCAUGAUUAAUGCUUGUUUGAGGUUGGGCUACAUUGUUUAACUUCUAUUGUCCUGCAGUUCGACAAUGCUGCCACUCAAUGUGUCCAAACAAGAACGCUAUUGUACCACUUGUGCACCAAUUUUCAGAUUAUUUACCAGCUCCUCUGCCAAAUGGGGCAGAUGUUACAUUAAUGAAUAAAUGAAUGAUGAUAGAGGCACUACAAAGGGUACAUCAUCACUGUAUGUGAGGGUUUCAUUAAUAAAAACAUUUUUGCAAAGUCACUUAGCAUCAUUCAUAGUUUACAUGUUGUUGCAUCAGCUGUUUAGUCUCUAUGCCAGGGAUGCAGUGAACAAAUAUUUCUCUACGUAGCCAUUUUUGUUUCAUUGAUUAAAUUUUUGGUCUACGUAACAUUAAAAAUGACAUAAGUGUCUCCUCUGGUGUAGUCUAUUUCAACGUAUAAAUAGUUCAAGUUAAAUUCUAAGAAAAAAAAGAACUACUCUUAAAUAGUUUCAGUUUUGUUCCACAUCUAGGCCCCUCAUCUUUCAGGCAUCUCAUGUUUAACAUCUACUCACUCUUUAACAUCACAUCUAUUGUCUGAGAUAGAUCCAGAGACAAAUCCUCAUGAAACCCCAAACUCUCAGUGCGAGUUCUCCCUCAGCGAGCCGCCUGCAGUUCGAGGGGCUUUGUGCUGUCUGAGAGCUGGAAUCACCGCACAUAGCCUCACAGACGCAGAGCUAGACCUCACUUUGAAUUUCACCCUAAAUACAGGAAUUUUCUUUUAAGAUGUGAAGUGUCGGAAAUGCAGGGCUGGCGAGUUGAUUUGUGGAGCUUUUUUUUUUCUUUUCAAUUUGCAUAUCAUUUACUGCAUCUCCCUUUGUUGACACCCGAGGGCCUGCGAGGAGAUUUUGAUCUUAAUAGGAAGAGUAGGGUGGUAUGACUGAGGAGCUCAUCCUCCUUAUACUCAGCGGGGAAAACAUUAGAGCUCUGCCUAGAUAGCGAGACUGGCUGCACUUAAGUUCAGGUUCACAGAGAUCCUGGUGGGUUUAAAGAGGCCCAAGAGCUCAUCAGAUCCCAGCGCUCAGGACCAAGGAGGUCAGACUCAGGUCCAGACUCUGUGGACUGGCUCAUCACCUAUAUAUUAAUGGUUACAUAGUCUACCUUUUUAAGCGUGCAAAAUAAAAAACAUCUUUGUGAUAUUUAAUGUAACUAAAACAAGGUGCAAGGGAAAUUUAAAAUGAUUCCUAGUCCUCUGUUUUAACACAUGACUACUACAAAGCUUGUUGUGGACAUGUUACACUUCCUUAAAAGUAAUAAAACCUCUGAAUGUAGCUAUCCAACAGUUUUUAAAACUCCAUUACAAGUCAAAGUCCUGCAAAUCUGUCUGAAAUCAAGUGAAAGUACAACUUCAUGAGAAGAAAAUUAAAAUUUAAAGCAGAAUUUUAUGCUAAAAAUGAAACGAUCAGUCCUGCGUGAUUGUCUACUCAUUAUUUUAUUAUUUUUACAGAUGCAUGGAUGCUUUUGCAGCAUUAUGACCCAUCUAGUCAAGUUGGAGCUACUGUAACGUAAUUUAUCACUGGAUUUACUCAGUAUUAAUUGAUUAUAUUAUAAAAGUCAUUUAUUAAGCAUAGAAUAAGAUCAAUUGUAAAGAUACUAUAGUAAUCACAGCUAUUAGUUAAGUGUGAAAAAGUGUAUAUUGUGGUACUGUAGUGAAGUGAAGGUAUAGAGUUAAAAGUAAAAUGGAAAUAAAAAGGUAGUGUACCUGAAUAUUUAACCAACAAACACUACAAACACGAGAAAAGCCAUUAUUCUAGAACGUUUGAAAACAGCACUCAGAAAAUUUGCUUUUUGACAUUUUUUCAUGUCACUACAGCUGGGUUUUCUGAGGUUUGGUUCAACCCCAUCUGUAGCUGCUUUCUCUCCGAGAAUACAAAAUAAUAAUGAGAGAAAUCAGCUGUUUUCAUGAUCAAAUAAGCUCACAUAAUUAAGCUACAUCUCCUAUAAAGCUCUAUUUUAUACCAUAUGUUUUCAUAUUGAACUCUGCAAAAAAAAUUCAAAGAGUAAUAGCCGCGACCAGUGGCAGUGUUAUAAUGUGGUGUCACAGUUAGUUCAGAAGCAUUUCACCUCCGGUCGUAGCCACAGAUCCUGCCAUAAUUAAAAUCCUGGUUGUGCAUUACUCCCUUGCUGGGAUAGUUGGCUCCUCUGAAGAGCUGUCUGAAAUAGGUCACCCCAGCACCCUGUAGUGCAUCUUAAAAGUACACUGAAUCAAUUAAGUGUGAUCAUGCUCCCUUGAUUAUUUUGGCCCUGUUUUUUUUUCAUGGAGAGGAAUUUCAAAUAGGCUCACUAGUUUGAAUAACAAGGUUGGACUGUGGUGACAAAUGGUUCCAGAGUGGGUGUUUCUUCCCCUGUUUUUCUCUGCCAAAUUAACUCCCUGGCUGAUUGCCUGCUUUAGCAUAUGAGAGGAGGUGAGCGGAGGUGUGUACAUAAUUGCCUUGGUUAGCUGAUUAUGUGUUGCAAAAGGCAAAUGUUAUGAAAUCCUGUCGUCAUGAAUGAAUCAAUGCUUGUGGGUUUGUUGGACUUCUAGGUUUGCAGGCUGGAUACUAACUUCCUUCAGUGCGAUGGCGGUUUCUCUAAGCCUGACACCUGUGUUUUCUUUAAUACGUCUCUGUAAAUCCAGCUCCCUCUUGUUUUUCCUCAUUAAAUCUGACAACAUCUGGUGCACCAGAGAGGACUGCUUUAAUGUGGCUAACGUUACUGCUGCUGUUAUUCUUGCCAUUUUAGCUAUUUGCUUCAUGUGCAGCACUUUCAUUAGGCGGCCCCCAAACACUGUUAUCAAAGUUUAAAACCACCCUUAUGAAAAUCAGCCGAGCUGCAGCCUUAACAAAUGAUGAAAAGCUUUUAUUUUCCAAAGAAAAUACUUACCUUUUCACCUAAUAGUGAUGUCUCACUUCAAAGAGCGAGCACGAUUAGGCCAACAUUGUCCUGUUUCUAUAUCCUUUGAGUUCAAAGGGAGGGUUUGAAUACCUGCAUUUCAUGGGAAGCCUUUUCAAAUACUGUUUUAAUGCAGUUUAUGUGCUUUUGGAAUCCAGAUGUGUCAGUUUUCCACCACAGUGGGAAUGUAUCACGGUAUUUGAUUGCACUCAAAGCUUAGGAGCAAAAGAAUUAACUCCUAGGUUUGUUUUAUAGUAGUUUUUGUUCCCACCAACUUCAGAAACUGAGAACAAAGCCAUCUUUAAUAGUUACAGAGUUAGCAUUGUGCCGCUUUUUGACAGCUAAUGAUUGGUGCCAAAGGAAGCAGUAGACGUGAGCAUCACCCACAUGUCAUGAGUGCGCUGAGAGCUCUGCGUAAAAGGACGCUACGCAAAGACAGAGUUAAUAAAAAGAAACUGGUCAAGCCGGCGAGGGACAGAGAGAGUGAGAGGCACAGAGGAAGGAGGAGAUAAAAGAGUCUGUUGAGUACAUACAUCAAAGGUCUCUUAAUGACAAGGGAUGCCAUUAGGGUUACAGUGGCUUUUGUUUCUGCUUCCUAACACCUGCAGUUUGUUGAGGGCGCUUCAUGCUCUGUUUUGUUGUCAACAUUUGCAUGAAUAUAAAAUGCAUGCAAGAGGUGAUAAGAGUUUGUUCUCAGCUGCUGAUCUUAGUGCUGACCAAAUGUUUUGGUCAGAAUUGCGGCUUCCUUUCAUUUGCAAAACAGAGAUGUGAAGGAAAAGGAGAAAAUGCCUUAAAUGGUACAAUAGAAACAGUAUGGAGAAACUGUUAUCCUGUACAGCAUGAAAUUUAUUGACUUAAAAGUUUUCCCGGUGCCUCCGGUGUUGGAUGGGAUUCGACAAAUCAGAGCGUGAAAUUGUGAUUAGCCUUUCUCAGUUUGUAGACCGAGCGGGGCACCAGCAGACUUGGCAUGGCCAAAGGUGUAACCUGUUUUGUUUUGCCCGGUGCUUCUUUCCCAGAUGGUAGGACCAGCUGCCAUUGAAUAAACCCUGGACCGGUAACAGCGUGAGAAUUACCACGGCCUUGUUUCAGUUUGGGAUGUGUUUCAGAAAGCUUGUCUUUUUGUCACUGCCAGGAGGAGCAGGGGUGAUCCACCUGGUGUUAGACCGAAAACUGUAAGAAAGUAACGUCUAGUUGGUGUCUUAUAAUUCAUCCAAAAGGUAACGGGAUAUGUGAAGGGUAUUUCCAAAGUCCUCUGAUUAGAUCAUUUUCUCAUCUCGGGAUUUUUCCCAUUUCUCCUUUUUGAUAUCUUAAAUUUGUUUGAUAUUGAUGCAAAUAUCACAAAUUUUAGGGCACAACAGAUUCAGAUUGUCUUGAUUUAGAUAUGUAGCAGUCAGUUUGAGUAUAGAAACACAAUAUUUUACAUGUUAUCUAAAGAGAUUGAGGUCAGUCUUUCCACAUUUUUGUAGUAUUAGGUGAAUUCUUUUGUUGAAAUAUUAACAGAAUAUAAGACAAUCAAAAAACACCUUUUAUCCCAGUACAACUUGACACUUUUCCUUGUGUUAAAAACAUUUGAAUCAGAAAUAUGUAAAUAGCAUUCCCAAAUGUUUUAUGACUAUUUAAUUUCCUUCUAUUUAUCUGUUUUUACUGAAGCAAGAGCCAACACCUUGUUGUGAACAGUUGGAGUGUUUGUGUACGCCAGUAGUUCAAAUUUCCCCAAAUUACAUCAUUUUGUACCAAAAUUUGUAAGAAGCAUGCAGCAGCUCUCGCUUAAAUGCUUUGGAGCAAUAACACCUGGAAAGGAGUCAAUAAAGUUAACUUUUUAAAAUGUUAAUAAAUAGGAAAACUAAACCACCUGUUCCUAAAAGCUCCAACAGUCUGAACGUUUAUGGAUAGUUUCCUCCAUGGCUCUGCAGUAUAAACGAUGAUUAAAUAAUGAGGUUGUUUUAUUCUAUUUUUCUUGGUCGAGCACUGCAGGCUGUAAGCUCACACAUCAUCAUAGAAGGGGAGAGUUUCCCUCUUUAGGGCUGGAUUAUUGCAGUCAGGGUGGGCUUAGAGAAGGUAAAAUGACCUGUCCCGCCUUACUUGACCCCAGGCCAACCCUGCACACUGCCAAGGCUUUGCUCUUUGCCCUUGGGUAUGCAGAGAUCCCCAGCUUCAUACACUCGGAAGAGAGGGGGAGAAAAAAAUUGUAUCACAUUGCAGGGAAAAUUAGUGAGACCAAAGUUGGAGUUUCUGUGUGUUGGGGGCUGCGAACAAUGGCAGCUUUCUGUCAGACAGCAACUUCAAAGGUCUGCUGAGUGACUGCUCUGAGUUAUACUUUGUUGUAGAUCACUGAGGAAAUUCACAGAUGUUUUCUCAUACGAGACACCAUUAUAGCGGCUCAAGUACCCAGUAGCCUCAAGCGUCUUUCCCUCUCUCCCCCCUUUCUCGCUCUCUCUCUCUCUCCCUCUCCCACACACUCAAGCGCACUCUCACUCUCACACAUGCACUCCCCACCCCUCCCAACAUCACCCCCCUCCAACUCUCUGAUAUCUGUUGUAUGAGACAGAUGUGGAACCUGUUUUCUCUCUGACUGUCCGAAGAAUAUGGAAAGUUAAAAAGAGGUUCUUGUCGUGUCAGAUCUGCAGCCCUCACUGUCAGAGUGUCAAAAUUUCAAGAAGACAUUCAGCUCUGCUUUCUAAGAAUCAUUUAGUCUUGAUAUAAUAAGAGGAAAAAUCCUCAGCCAAAAAGGAUCAGUGAUGAUGAAGAUAAUUUCAGUGCUGCAUGAGUGAAUGCUCUUCUUCUCUCUCCUAUGCAGAUUGCCUUCUUCACCUUUGA